This is a messenger RNA of Pelobates cultripes (western spadefoot toad), 71279 nucleotides long. Lineage: Eukaryota; Metazoa; Chordata; Amphibia; Anura; Pelobatidae. The record is from the annotation of a GenBank genome assembly.
AUGGGAAAAAAGGGGUCGGGCAGAGAUCAUGAGGACUACUGUAAACACACAGCCAAUGCAAUCCAGACAGAGCAAGCAUCGCAUCAGCUCCCGGAGCAGCCUGUCUGCAGCCACAGCCCUGCCAGGUGAGUGUGUAGCCUGUCUGGCAGACAGUGGUCGCCCAGUGACAGCCUGCAGGAUUCCAUGCUGAACUCUGGAUCAGAUAGGGGUAUAUAGCAAUCCGUGCAAUGGGUAGAUCUGCUGGAAGGAAACUUUUUGGCUUGUGCCUGUUGUAACGCUCUAUAGAAGGGGGUGUGUGUCUGCAUGCCAUAUACUGUGAUGUAUAGGGGAUGAUGUAUACACAGUAAUGCUGGGGCAAAGUUCUAGAAAGUAGAGCUGUCACCUUGGAAACCAAUGGAAUGUUAAUGCUAAUUACCCCACUUUUAGGACUUUGCACCAUAAUUUCUCUUAAUACAUAGCCUCCAGUGUACUCUGUAUCGGUCUUCUAUCUGUAAGUAGCUUGUGGGCAGUUUUGUAUCGAUAUUGUUACCAUGAUGUAUGUGAGAUCAGUGUUUCCUAACACUGCAGGUUGGUGUGAUCUAUGCAAGAUGGAAUAUGGAGACUUUUAAUAAAUAAAAUCAUAUGGUAAACGUCUCAAUUUAUAGUCUCUCUUACCCCCGAUUUUUGUGAUGUGAUGGGCAAAAAUAGUUCACAGUCACUAGCUAGGUAUGCUAUGCUCUUCUUGUAUGACUUACAGUAAAACGAGUGUUUGGAAAAUCAAUCUAUUUUGGGAUUAUAUGAGUUGUAUUAUUGUAUUUUUUUUGUUGGUAUUGUUAUUUUUUAUCUAGGGUUAAGCUUAUUAGCUUUGCAUAUAUUGGUAGUAUUUUAUUGUAAGUGGAUUCAAAACGAAUUGCAAAAUCAAUAAUGAGCCAUUUACAUUAUUUGUAUCUUCAGUGGAGAAAACAAUUCAACAUUUUUCUUUUUUUUUGUAUGUAGAAAUAAUGUAACACUUUUUUGGGAUUUUAACGGAUUAAUAUUUGGUGUGUACUAUUUGCCAGCAUGAUAACAAAAAUCUAUCCAAUCCUAAUGAUGUGCUUUUACUUUAUCAAUAAUGAUGCAUUGCAUUGUGUGUGUAUGUGUGUAUGUAUAUGUGUGUGAAAAAAGUGCUUCUGAUCAUCUGCACUGUAUGCAGUACUUAGAAAUAAGGUUCUGCUACUCUGUUGUAGUGACAGCCAUCACAAAAAAAUAAACAAAUUGAAAUAUUUCUUUGUUAAUCUUUUAGGAUAUUAUAUUCUUUGUGAUAAAGUAAAAUACGAUAUGUCUGGUAAAUAACGUGUUUCUGAUUGCUCUAAUAUAUGUACUUUAUGAGAUAAGUUACAUUACAUGCUGCAGCUAUGGGCAUGUGAUAUUAUGAAAUAUUGUACAGCAUAUGAUAUAGCUUAAAGCGUUACUUUAUUACACUAAUGGACAUGUUAUAUCAGAAUGUAAAUAUCAGGAUAUUCCCUGCAGUAGUGUAUUCACUUGGCAUUGCAUUAGUGUUGAUAUAUGACAGAGCUUAAAAGGGAGUGGCGAUUUUUUUCUUUACAAACUGAAGAUAUCUCAAUUGCUGAGAAUGGCUUAUUAAUGCUCAGGCCUAAUACAUGGGGAAAAAAAUUACUGCUCUUGAAACAGCUAUAAUGUAAACAAUGGCAGAGUCCUAAAGGACUUUAAUGAUUAUUCGGAAAUCUGCUAUUGGCAUGUAUUUUGCAAAACAUUUGUUUUUUUAAAGGCUGUUAUUAAAGGGACAAUUUAGGCACACGGACCACUUCAGCUCAUUGAACUGGUCUGGGUGCAUAUUCCCAAGUCCCUUAACCGUUGAAAGGUAAUUAUUGCAGUUUUUAAUUAACUGCAAUAAUUACCUUAAUGGGUUAACUCCAACUCUAGUGGCUACCUACCAGACAUCCACAAGAGGGACUUCUGGGUCGUUAGGCGACCUUUGGCCCCCUAACUAAUGGUGUAUGUACUUACACUGUGCAUGAGGACAUCCAGCCACACCUGAAACCCAAUAGGGAAGCAUUGCAUAAUGCUUUCCAAUGGGGCUGUUCUAAAGCAUGCGCAUUAGGUCUCUCCCACUGGCUGACUACGGCAGGGGUGGAGCGAAGUCGGACCCCGAACCAGGGCCAAGGGACAUCGGUGCUGGACUCAAGUGAGUGACAGGCUUUUUAACCCCAGCUUCACCACAGGGGGUGGGGGUGGGGAGCACUAUAAAGAGAUAUAGUGCCAGGAAAACAACUUUGUUUUCCUGGCACUAUAGUGUUCCUCUAAAGGGACAUUACAAUGUACCAUAACUACUAUGCUCUUUAAAUAGAUUAUAGGGCAAAGGUAUUUUGUUUCUGUCUCAUCUAUGUCUGGAAAGAGGAAAGAAAAAAACAACUGUCUGUACCCUGACAUCACGGGUGAAUGUUUCAGUUUUCUUGACUGUGCAAUUACAUUUAUGGCAUGAGAUGCCAACCAAAUACUGAUUGAUACAACUUACUUAUUACCCACUCAAGCCUUGGUGCCUGUUAUAGGAAUCCAGCAGAUGACAUAUACAAUAAUCCUUUAAAGGGUUACUCUAAGAACCAUGACCACUUCAGUGAUUUAAAGUGGCCAUGAUGCUUGACGACUGUAUGUGCAGUGUUUCUAUAUGAAAUGCAGCACAUGCGGAGUUUAACCUAUUUGCUGCCAGAGGUGUAACUCCAUCUCUGUCAGGAUCAUUGGGGAGUUAUUAGCCAGCCCAGAACAAGAAUUCCAGGCUUGCUAAUGCCAGUUAUGUGCAGAUUUAUAUGUACAGAGUUGGAUUAGAGUGGAUGUUGGAAGCAUUGCAGCAGAGGAGACCAGGCUCCUUGCCUGGACACAGGAAAUAGGGCAAAUCAUUGCAAAAAGUUUUACCCAAUUAGCAAGAAACAGCUCCAGGGUACUGCUUCCAUUUUACCACUACAGGAACAUUGAUGCAUUGAUCUUUAUGAGGAGAUGCUAAUUGACCAGAGCUGGGUUUGGCUUGUGCUGGUUCUGGCCCUGCCGCACUUCCUUGGCAAUGUCAGUCAAUCCAAUGCUUUUCUAUAGGAAAGCAUUGUGAUUGGCUGAGAACAUAAUUUCUGCCAAGGGGGCAGAUCAGGGGCAGAGCCAGAAGCAGCAGACUGGAAUAAAGGUAAGGUUUUACCAUAUUUAAGGUGGUAAUGGGGGGCCAGAUGGCAUUUUUAACACUGAAAUGUCAGGAAUACAUGUUUGUGUUCAUUACCCUAUAGUGUUAAUUUAAACAGUCCUGUAAAACUACCAAAUGGCAUCUGAUAUGUUGUUAAAACAUUUUGUUUCCCCUAGUAAAUGUAGGAGUUACCACUUCUUUAUUGUGCUGCAAUGUGGAUAGAACAGGUUUGGGACAACGAGCUAGCUUGAUGGCAUAGUGGCUUCUUUCUGGUCCUGUCUUACUAAGAUUGUAAAUAUGCAUUAAUCACAUAAACCGACUUGAUCUACAUGUUGAUGCUCAGCCACCUCACCUUUUCACAUGUUGCAGAAUAUUUUGUGACAUGUUGUUCCAUUAGAGCCUGCAUAUUAUACCAGGCUAUUUGAUCAACUGAUGCUUACCUAAUGUUUAUCCUUUAUUGGUCUCAUGAACUUUUAUCCUAUUUGGUCUGAUGAACUACUGAUCGAUUUCCAGUUAGACGGUUAUUCUACAGAUAUAAGCUGCACUCCCUAAGCUGAGUUAGUUGCUCUGUAAAAUGCAGGUUGAAAUAUUACAGAUCUCCCAAUUUAUUGGAUAAUCUUUUAGUUACAAUAGUCUUCUCUUGUUUUCUCUUUUUUUCAAAAUUGCAAAUUUUACCAGGAUUUUAAGUGUCAACUACUGUUUACUUAUUUAUUGGUUAGGGAAAUUGCAUAUUAAGUAUUAUAGCUGCUUUUGUAAAUUGAUUGUUAUCACAUAGGUGUGGAUAGUUCCUAUUGCAUUAUUUUGUAUCACUUACUGUAACAAGUGUCUAACUCAAAAUUUGACUUUUCUGUUAUUGUUUAACAUGACUAUCAUUGUCAGUGGUGAUCCUUAGUCAUAGGAUAAUGAAUACUCAGUAAAAUAACUAUUAUCUGACAUGCUGUGAAAAAGACAUUCAAGCUGUCUUGCCUGUGCUUUGCCAAGGGAGGUGGGAACACAAAAAAACCUUAUCAAACUGUCAUAAAUCUUAAAUUAUAGUUGUAUGAUUUGUGUAUAUGGUUCCUGCGUUAAAAGCUUUAGUUCCAAUAUCCUGUUUUGUCAGUACAGCAUGCAAACUGUCUGCAAUGUUAUAAUAGCAUUUUUUAAAUGGUUACGUGGUUAUUGCUGUGUGUCAUUUGAAAAUGGCAGGGUGACUUUUUUUUGUAAACAAUAAACUUUUUCUCAGCAGUGUGUGCUAAAUUAAAGAUUCCACUUUUAUUUUCUAUACAUAUUUGCUGUGCUUUUAUGUGCUCGGCCACAGUACCAAUUAAGCCCAGAAAUUUCUGUGUGUUUUGGGUUUGAUCAAAGUUUAGGAUGAGAAUUGUGUGGCUAUAUCUGGAUGCACAUACCAAAAAGCAAACAUAAACUAGCAGUAACAUGUAUAGCUUUGUUUUGCUUGCCAAAACGGAAUUUAUCAUCUACAACGUCCAUGUGACAUUGAACCCUAUACAAACAACAAUAUUUGUUUCUAACAUCUAGGAACCAUGCUAGCAGCAUAAUUGACAAAUACAUUUUUUUAAGUCACUGCUGCUAUAAGCUUGCCCUCAGCUGAGAUACGGCAAAGGGGAAAUCCAACAAGUGCCUGUUCUGUUACCAUUCUAAAAAUGAGCAGGCACACACAACAAAUCAGGAAAAGUCCAGAGUGUUGCACUCUUCAUUCACUCAGAAAUUAAGAAAGAACCGGGCACUGAAAUGGACUAAAGCUAAGGUAGAUUUAUUGAAGCAUACCAUGCAACUUUUCGGCUGACAUAGUGCCUUCUUUCAGUUCACAUGGACUUAUAACCUAAUUUAAGGUGUGACUGUCCCCUAUCUAUUUUGAGGAUAUGGCUGUCUAGUUAGUCCUAAUAAAAAAAAUAAAUCCUUAAAUUUCCUGAGUUAUAUACCGUGAUUUGGUUAAACUUUGCACAGCUCAGAAAUCCAGCAUUCAUGUGACUUAGAUGACAGCAAUUUCAAACCGAUUUCAUAAAGUAUAGGUAAUACUUGACACUCUUUAAUUGUUAUCAUAAUGAACUGAAAAAAUCUUUAAGACAUGUUCUUUACUGUAGGAAAACCUAGAUGCAUUUAUGUAUUGUUGCUGUGAUAUGCUAAAACGCAAUCUAGCUAGCCAUUUUUUUUUCUUCAGAAUACUAGUUCCUAGUUCCAAAAGUGGAAAAUUUAAAAAAAAUUAUAUCUGUUUUCCUGUAUUUAAUUAAAAUCAGUAUUCCUUUAUGAAUACAAAGUACUCUUAAUUCUAGUGCUGGGAAUAAUACCUCUAAAGAAAUGUUAACAUUUUGUAUUUUGUUUUUCAUUUCACUACAAUGCAAUGGUUUAAUUAUGUGUGUAUAUAUAGCUAAUGUAGCCAAAUUACUGGAUUUACACAUUUUCUGUGUUUUUAUUUGACUGAGCUACUCAAAUUACUGGACACAGAUUUUUGGAAACCAUAUAAGAACCAUAAAAAACUUUUUUUUUCUCCCUCCUCUUAAAGGUACACUAUAGUGUCAGGAAUACAGACAUUUAUUCCUUACAAAGUACUGGAAUGCCUUCCCUUCUGUGCAGAUUAAAGUGGCACUGUCACCGCCUUGGGAAUUUGUCAAAUUUGCUAACACACCCGACCGUGACAUCGCCACUGGAGUCCCGUGGUGGGGGAGGGAGGGAUGUGCAGGUAAAAGUGAGAUUUACUUACCUGAACCUGUCCCGGGAGCAGCCGUCCUGAUCUGGCGGGUCCUUUUCCAAGACUUUUGUGAGUACGGCAUUUAGGUCUAUGGAGAAUCCCUCAAGAGAGUCCCUUCUUUGUCUUAAUAUAUCUUUUGAAUGUGAAAUUCCAACAGUCAAUCUGAGUAUAUCAUACAGGUUACAUUUUUAUUAAAUAUUAUUCUUUUAAUAUAGGGGGUGAGAGAGCCGCUGUAAUAUGCACCAGACACAAAAGGCUCUUUUGUAGGCAGCUCAAACUCUUAUUUAUGUGUCAAUUUUUAAACAUAUAUAUGUGCUGUAUUGUAUGAUUUAGCCUUUUUGGGUGGUCUUCACUGCCAAGGUUUGGUAAGUGUAGCGCAUUCAGUGAUUCUGCUGCAUGAUUCAUGGAAAUUGGAGAACUUAUUUUAUUUAUUUUUUUAAUUUGACAAAGAAUAAACAUAAUAAGCAAGUUGUCCAUUUCAAUUAGGCUUCAUAAAACUCUGAUUCACCUCUUUGGUAUGGCCUACAGCGAGCCCUGAAGAAAUAUGUUCAGCUCUCCUUGAGGCAGGGGAUGGUUACACACUUUUUCUAUUACUUGCUAGAUGAUGGCAGGAUUAACUGUCAGAAAAAAAGAUCUGUUCUCAUAAAAUAAUAUAGCCAUUUAUUGAAAAUUGUAAAAUCAGUAUUUAUAAAAGUAGUCUGGUAAUCAUUUUUUGCUCAGACUGGGGGCAUAAGCACAUUAUUACACUAUUUGUCAGGAUCAAUAAACCCCUUUCUUUCUUGGAGGGCUAAUGCAUUCUGCAUUACUGCUAUCUCUUCUGAAUAAAAGAUGGAUAUAGUUCUAGAAGAUGUGAAGAAUUUAAAUUCAUUUUCUUUCUUUUACAAUAUAAUUGCAGAUUUUAGAUAAAUUGUCCUCUCCAGAUUUAUUUCUAUAAUCCUAUGAGGUAUGUUAGUUUCAAAGACUAGAUCCAUGGGAAAGUUUGGAAAAAUGCAGUGCGCACCAGCUUAAAUAUUCCCAUAUUUAAAUGAAUUGCACAUCUACUGUGAUGUUGGUAUUUUUCAUCAUACAUGUUUGCACAAUGUUUUUUGUGUGGUUUAUUUAGACAUCUAUUAAGUAGGCAGCAUUUCGAUACCCAUUAGAGUUGUGUAUUUUUUUGUUUUUGUUUUUUUCCUGUAAGAUAGGCAUCACUUGUUGAAAAAUUUUCCAUUUGUAGAAUGGAAAAUGUUUCAACAAGUGAAUGGCUGAAUGAACAUUACCAAAAUAUAUUGUGGAGUGUUAUUGAGAUUUCACAAGUGAUUAAUGGAACACUAUAGGGACAGGAACACAAACAUGUAUUCCUGACCAUAUAGUGUUAAAAACACCAUCUACCCCCCUGGUCCCUCCUUGACUCCCUAAAUAUAAUAGAAUCUUACUUUUACUCCAGUCUGCUGCUGCUGACUGUGCCCCUGAUCUGCCUGCUUGGCUGACAUCAUCAGAAGUGAUUCUAUCAGCCAAUCACAAUGCCUUCCUGUAGGAUUGACUGAGAAUGCCAAGGAGGCAGGUCAGGGGCAGAGCCAGCACAAGCCAAACACAGCCCUGGCCAAUCAGCAUCUCAUUAUAGAGAUACAUUGAAUCAAUGCAUUUCUAUGAGGAAUGUUCAGUGUCUCCAUGCAGAAGGUGGAAACACUGAAUGUCAGUCACACUGUGUAACACACUGUCCCAGGAAGUUCCUCUAGUAGCCAUCUGACGAGCAGCUAGUGGAGUUAUCCCAACCUGCUGCUACUGGCUCUGCCCCUGAUCUGCCUCCUUGGCUGACAUCAUCUGAAGUGAUUAUCUCAACCACUCACAAUACUUGCCCAUAGGAAAGCAUUGGAUUGGAUGAGAUUGUCAAUUCUGAUAAGCUCAGCCAAGGAGGCGGGCUGUGAGCGGAGCAUCUCUAUGCAUCUCUAUGAGGAAAAUUCAUUGUCUCCAUGCAGAGGGAAGCACCUGUAGUAGCCAUCUGGGGAAUGGCCUAGGCUGUAAUGUAAGCACUACCUUUCUCUAAAAAAAAAAUUGUUUUUAGCAGAAAGCUUGAAGGGAAUGAGUCUGCCCACCAAAACAAAUACAAUAAGCUCUAGUUGUUCUAGUGACUAUAGUGUCCCUUUAAUAAAACUGACAAAUUUUAAUUACGCAAUUUCACCCCAUGUGUUGACCAUAUUCGCUAUUUAAUUCAUCAUUUUUAUUCAUUCAUUUGUUUCCUUUUUAUUCAAAAUGUAUUCGUGGGGUAAUAGUAACUUAGCUCAGGGUUUAGAUGUAAUCUGAAAACUGUCAUUUUGGGGUCCAAAAAAUAUCUCUCCCCUCUCUCUUAUUCCUUGCAUUCAUGAUGUCUUUUUGGUACAUUGUUUAGUGUUUGUUCUUAUAUAUUUAUGUUUAAGGACUGAACGGGCUUGUUUUUUUCUGAUACAACAAUGUGAGGUGUGGAAGUGGGACAGCUAGGCCAGUCUGUCGACAAUGGAUGCAUGUCUAAGUCUGCCAUGUGUGCACUGCAAGUGGAAAGACAGGUGCUCUUGCUAGCUCAACUCAGGGCAAACCGUGCCUAGCACACUCUUGUAGAGCUCUGCCCAUGGUGUUUAUGGAUUGAGGUCAGUGGCCAGUUGCCCCGUUGCCCCCCCCCCCCGAGAUUCUCCCAUGCCGGCUAAUGCAGGGCUGGCAUUGUCCAAGUGCCUGCCCUGCCAUGUGCCUGCGGACCGAGGAGGGAGAUCAGAGAGAUCAGAGAUCUCCCUCCCCAGUCCGCAGGCGCAUUGCUGCCAGCCGACAGGGGAGGGAGGGAGAGAGGGCACGGGAGCUCAGCCUGCAGCUCCUCCGGGUCCUACCCUCGCGAGCACGGAGCAUUGCCACGGUUGCCCUGGAGCUACGGGCUAGAGUUCACUCUAACCACUGGAACCACCAGGGAUACCCCACGGACCACCAGAGAUCAAGAAACGUCCCCUCUCCUCCCUCAGUAAAAAUAAGGUAGGGGGGACAUAAAUGUAUUUAUUUUAUUAAAUAAAAUAAAAAACAUUAUUAAAAAGCCUCCCUACCCUCCUUCCCCCCCAUACACACACUGCCCCCAUACACACACUGCCCCACAAACAUUGCCCCCCCAUACACACACUGCCCCACAAACACUGCCUCACAUACACACACUGCCUCACAUACACACACUGCACACCCAUAGCCACAUUGCUCCCACACACAUACACUGCACACCCAUACACACAUUGCCCCACAGACACAUACAGUGCCCCCCAUACACACACUGCAACACACACACAUACAGUGCUCCCUAUACACACACUGCACACCCAUACACACAUUGCCCCACAGACACACUGCCCCCCCAUACACACAUUGCCACACAUACACACAUUGCCCCCCAUACUCACACUGCCCCCAUACACACAUGGCCUCCCACACACACAGACAGUGCCCCCACACACACAUAUAGUGCCCCCCAUACACACUCUGCCCCAAACACACAUACAGUGCCCCCCACACACUGUGCCCCACAUACACACUGUCCCACACACACAUACAGUGCCCCCUUACACACACUGCCCCAUGCACACAUACAGUGCCCCCCCAUACACACAUACAGUGCCCCCAUACACACACUGCCCCAAACACACAUACACUGCAAGCCUCACACACACACACUGCAACUCUCAAACACACUGCCCCCUCACAUACACACUGCACCGCUCACACACACUGCAGCUCUCUCACACACACACACUGCCCCACACAUACACUGCCCCCUAACACACACACUGCAGCCCUGACAUACACUGCCGCCCUCACGCACUCACACACACACUUCACCGCUCGCACACACACUGCACCUUUCACACACACUUCACCACUUACACAUACUACUGCUCCUAUGCCCUAUAUCCCAGCAGACCCCAGGUAAGUUGUCAAACUGUUCUUAAACGGUUUGACUACUUACUCUGAGAUGGGAUCCUGGCACUACUGGCACCAUAACUACUAUACUGAGUUGUAGUGGUUAUUGUGCCUGGAUUAUUUCUUUAAAUAAUCCACAAUUGCCCCUCCCAAGAUCAGGCUCUGGAUCCGCCACUGAUUGAGGUUACUCAGCAUGGCGUAUGUCUAAUGAUUCGUUCGUGCUGUUUAGAUGUCACUGAGACCAGCUUUCUGAUGACACCAUUUUAAAUGGCCUUACUACACAGUACGACACCAAUCACAAAGUUCAUAAGUUGUGUUUGUGGACACAAAGAGGUUAAACUGCAGCUGUUAGAGGAACUUGAUGCCCCCUUUAUUUGAUACAGAGAUCUUCCUACAUAUGGUGUUUAUCUUAAUAACUUUUUAUUACUAUUACUAUUGGAUUACAUGCAUUGUGUUGGUUAAUUAGACUGCAAAAGUCACAUUUGUUGCAUGGGGCAGCAGGGUGGACGGGGUAAACUGGUGGAAAAUGGUUUAUUUUCAUGAGUAAUUUAGCUCUUUGCUUAGAGAACCCUCUGCCAUAUAUAAUUUACAUCUGUUGUCUACAGAAAUGUUUAUGAUAGGUUGGAUAUGUGGUACUCUAUGAAAGAAAUGUUCUUUUUCUUUUUUAUUAUAUGUGGUGUUUCCAAAACUGUCUAAGUGAAGGGCUGUGUUUAUGUCUGCUAUGAUGUGGUUAAGAUGUUUGGUGUCGAACUUUAAAUAGCCUGCAUACUUUAUGAUCAUUAAGUUUUUUUUUCCCUUCAAACUUCAAACAAGCAAGUGUUGGCCUCUAAUUUCAUACCAUGGCAUGCAGGUUUGCAAAGAAGCUCUAAAUGUAGGAUUUCAACAGACACGUCUUAUAAUUGAAGCUUCUUUUUCUAGAUCAAAAUUGACAUUUUGAUUCAUCUUGAGUCUAUACAAAGUGCUGCCACCUGGCUUCCUUUCUACAAGUUUCUUUCCUCAACUGCUUUACCACUCAAAGCACUACACUGCCUUCACAUCAAACCAAGAAUAAGAUUUCAACUCUUGGCUUAAAAAUCCCUCCACAACUCCCUCUGAUUUCUACCAUUAAUAAUAAGUAUAUACCCUCUUCAGCCCAUGCAUUCCUCUUUUAUAAUUAUCUCAACAUCUCCUACUAGAUGUUAAAAGGUAACUGGCACUUCUCUGUAAUUAAUUAUACCUUAUUGAUAAUCACCUUAACCUUCUUUUCAUGAGACAUUCUGCUUUCCUUUACAUUUUGAUUAAAGAUUUAGCAAAUUACAUUACAGUUUCUCUAUGCUGGCUGCCAGCAAGCGUAGAACAGAGUUUGUAAUAAGGAUUGACAGGGAUGGAAAUGCCCAACUGUAAAGAGGUGUAGAUUUUUGACAUUUAAUUUAUUUUCACAUCAUCUACAUAUUCUUUAAAUAUAGGGUAUAAGUAAACACACUGGCAACUGACCGUUCCCCUUUAGUUGCAUCGAGUACAAGACUUUCUUAGAGCUGCCCUUUGUUUCUUACCACCUAAGUCUUAGGAGACUUUAUCUUGCCGUGAAAUGUAUCUGUCUUGUUGUCUACACUCCCGGUAUUGCCACUUCCACAAAAAAAGCCUUAAAGGGUUACUCUAAGAAUCAUAACUAUCACAGUCCACAGUAGUGUUUAUGAUGCAUGGAGUCUAGGACUACCCUUAGCCAGUUCCCUGAUGAUGGGGCAACCCGUUUAGCAACGGUUUGCAGUCUUACCUGGGUUCCCGCUCCUAAUUCCUCUGGUGAUGUGCUUUCAACUUCUGCGGAGCUGAACGAUAUCACCAUGCACUCGGCUCACUUACAGCAUCACCUUGUUACCAAGAAUAUGGGUGAUCUCAUUCUGUAGAACCUGUAGCCGUGUCCACUCUUCUUGAUGAUCUGGCUAAGGGGGUUGAGGCCUAUGCAGAACAGCACUGGACCCCAGGGAAAUAGAGACCCCACGCCAGCACUCCCAGCACUGGGUGGAGUGAAAUUUAAAAACAAUAAUAAAUUGUGUGUGUUUGUUAAGGAGUUUGUAUGUGUGUUUGUCAGUGUGUGUGUGUGUGUGUGUUUGUCAGUUAGAGUGUAUGCGUGCUUGUCAGUGAGUGUGUAUGUGUGUCUGAAUGUGUCAUUGUGUUUAUCUGUGUGUCAAGGUUUGAGUGUAUGUCACUGUGUGUAUAUGAGUGUGUGUAUGUCAGUAUGUUUGUAUUGGUGUGUGUGUGUGUAUGUGCUAGUGUGUAUCUGUGUGUCAAGGUGUUUAUCUUUGUGUCUGUGUGUAUAUGAAUGUGUGUGUAAGUGUCAAUGUUUUUAUAUGUGUGUCUGUGUGUUAAUUAUGUACGUACGUACAUACGUACGUAGGUGGCAUACAUACAGCAAUCAUAUGUGCAUACAUCCCAGCAAUUAAACACCAUCCCAGCAAUCAAACACAUAUAUGUGCAUACAUCCCAGCAAUCAAACACCAACACAACAUGCAAACACACUCCAGCAAACACAAACAUUACAUACAAAAACCCCUGGAUUAAAAUUUCAAAUUUAUAUACAAACACACCCUUCACUCAAACACUAAUACUACACACAAAUGUACAUCUGCAUUUAAAAGCUAAUACUACAUCCAAGCACACUCCUACAUGCAAACACACACCUGUAUCAAACCGCUAACAUUAUAUACAAACACCAACUGUACACACAAAAGCACACCUGCUCCUAAGUACUACGACCUGUUUACUAUCUGCGCUACGGCGGCCAAACAUUUUUGGGGUUCCAUGUUGUUAGCGCAUUAUGUCAAAGGGUUCCACGGGAAAAAUUAAUUGGUAACCCCUGCUCUACACAAUAUCUGUGUAAAAAAAAUCAAGCCGAUAAAUUUGAACUGUGGACAUUGCACAUAUUAUAUUGCAUAAUAUUUUAAAAUAACACGAUUGUGGAGUAUGCACCAAUACACUAAACUACUUUAAAAAAUGAUGGAAUGCAAUUUAAAGGAUAUCCUUACACACUGUACAAAUUGGGGUUUGGUAGUAACUUGUGUUAAAUGAAAUUUAAAAUACACACAUUACAGAUAUGCAUUUUAUGUAAGAGAGAUGGGUAUAUUUUUAUAUGAAGAGCACUGUGACAGCCGUCUGCAGAGAAAGCACUUUUAAGUACCGUUCUGCGAUCACAAAAUUUUUUUUUUAAAAAUUCUUGAUUCUUUGAGAUGCCAAGAUGCAUUUGGAUGAAGAGUGGCCUUAUUUUAACUGGAAAUCUUUCAAUCAAUUGGUCUUGUGCACUUAAACUAUUUUGAAUGCUAUAAAUAUUGAUUUUGAUUAUGACAAGUAAGAAGUCGCUGUAGCUUUCUUUUUUGACCUUGCUGUUUAAAUUGUUUAAAUAUUUAAAACAGUUAACCAAAUGUUUGUAAGACUGCAUCUUGUUAAACAGAAUCUAUCACUAAAAACACUUUCAAAUACACGCGUUGAAAGGAGCGGAGACAUGUUGUGUGCCAAAAAGUACACGCAGACCUGCAUCUGCUGCUAGCUUGCAACACUAAGUGAAGAGUGUGAGCAGCCUUAAAGUGAACCUGUCAAUCUAGUUCACCAUUAGCUAUAAAAAGGAAGUAAAUAUAUAAUUAAUUGAUAAUCUUAUUAGUUUUGUUAGGUGUUAGUGUUACUUUGUGCUGCUCCUUCCUCAAGUACCGCUAUUUUCCGAGGUCCGUGGGUGUUACGCUGCUGCACCCUCUCUGUAGAUAUUGGCCCAGCUUGUACACAUUUUUUCACUGAUGAUGCAUCAUUGCCAGAACACUUAAGACACACAUGUUUAAAGCAGGCCCAGGAUUGGUUCAAAUGUGAAUUAAAAGUUUGGAUCACAUUGACUGAUUAUGACACUCGCAAAUAGGGGGGCACACACAGAGUGCUAAAUUAUUUUGUUGUUUUAUUUAAGUUGUAGCAGUGUAUAAAAAAAGUCGUUCUUUCUGUAUUUGUAUUUUUUAUUUUUUUCACCCAAUGUUUUUAUAUAGGCUGAUAGUCUUUCAUGAUAUUUUAUGUUACUUUGAAUGAUAAAGAAUAUACAGGAGGUAUAGGAUGCAGUAAGAAUAGGAAUAGUAUAUCUUGUUGUAAGUUUAAAAGGAGGAACAACUCUGCCUGCUCCUAAGUAUUAAUUAAUAUUGCAGAAAUGGCAUCUUGUAACUGAUUCUCCAGAGAAACACUUGAUUUUCACCUGCUCUGUACAGGUGUCGUUAUGUCUACAACCAAGGGUGUGCCUUAAAGUUGAAGUAAAACCAUCAAUGUUCAGCUUCCGGUAGCUCCUGGGUUCCAAACUGUUAAAAACAAUAGAAAAGUUGUAUCACAGGAAAAUGUCUGUGGGUAACAUAACACAACACAUUUUUGUUUCUUUGAAAAUAAUUAUUCUGUUUACCUUUUCCGUUAUGAAGAAUCCAGUCCAUCAAAGGUUUCAUAUAAUGUUGCAAAAGUGAAUCAAUUUCAUAUAUAUAUUACAAAAGUUCCAGCGCACUUACUUAUCCACUAAACAGCAACUAAAAUGCUGACAAAUUUCUUUAUUUUUUUAUUUUUUUUUUAACACCUAAUCUAGACAAAAAUAAUGGGGGUUUAGUUGCAUUAUAUCAUCAUAUAUUGCAUAAGCCUGCCAAUGCAUAAGCAUUGAAAUUGCUGUGUAGUGGAUAAGUGAGUGCUCUGGAUUUUGUGUAUUGUAUAAAUUGGCCCCCAGCAGCACCCCAUUUAUGCAUGUUGCAUGUUCAGGUGAGUGCAGCCCCCUGGUAUAUAUAUAUAUAUAUAUAUAUAUAUAUAUAUAUAUAUAUAUAUAUUUAUUAGUGUGUGUGUGUGUGUGUGUGUGUGUGUGUGUGUGUGUGUAAAAAGAAAAUGUUAUUUUUUUACACCCCUCCUGGGUGGUAUGUAUAUUCAUUAUUCUCAGGUCCUCUACCAGAGGCCUGGGAGUUUGAGGGUUCUGCGCAGUAUCUUAGCUGUUCCUAGAACUGCACUCUUCUGGACAGCGAUCUCAGAUGUCCCACCUGGAAUCUGUUGAAGCCACUCCCCCAACUUGGGACAACUGGGACUACUACUGCCUUCACUUUCCACAUCCUUUCUAGUUCUUCUUUCAGUCCUUGGUAUUUGUCCACCUUCUCAUGUUCCUUCUUCAUGAUGUUAUAGUCACUGGGUAUUGCCACAUCCACCACGACUGCAGUCUUCCGUUCCUUGUCUACCACCACAAUGUCAGGUUGGUUGCCCAGCACUUGCUUGUCUGUCUGGAUCUUGAAGUCCCACAGGAUCUUAGCCCUGUCAUUCUCAACUACCCUUUGUGGUAUCUUCCAUCUGGACUUAGGAAGGUCCAAUCCAUAUUCUGUGCAGAUGUUUCGGUACACAAUCCCAGCAACUUGGUUGUGUCUCUCCAGGUAUGCUGUUCCUGCUAACAUCUUGCAUCCGGCUACUAGGUGCUGGACUGCCUCAGAUGCCUCUUUGCACAGUCUGCACCUUGGGUCUUGCCUUGUGUGGUAGACUCCAGCUUCUAUUGAUCUGGUGCUGAGUGCCUGCUCCUGUGCUUCUAGGAUUAGUGCCUCAGUGCUGACUUUCAGUCCUGCAUUAUCCAACCACUGGUAGGAUUUUGUCAUGUGAGCAACAUCCACUAUCUGCCGGUGGUACACCCCAUGGAGAGAUUUGUCUUGCUAAAGAACCUCCUCUUUUUGUACAUCCUUGAUCUGUGGAAGUCUCAGGCAUUCCCCUAGCAGUUCAUCUUUGGGAGCCAUUUUCACGAUAUACUUGUGGAUGCUUUGUGUUUCAUCCAGGAUUGUGGCCUUGGCACUCAUCAGGCCCGACCUCCUUCCUUCCAGCAGGUGUACAGUCUCUGGGUGCUGGAUUUCGGGUGUAAUCCUCCAUUCAUAAUGAGUAGUUUUCUGGUCUUGACAUCCAUGGUGACCAGUUCUUUUCUUGGCCAGUUUAUUAAUCCAGCUGGGUACGUGAUAACCGAUAGGGCAUAUGUGUUGAUGGCUUGGAUCUUGUUCUUGCCAUUGAGCUGGGACUACAGGAUCUAUCUGACUCUUUGGAGGUACUUGGAUGUUGCUGUCCUCCUUGCCUCUUCCUCAUCAUUGCCAUGCAUUUGUGGUACCUCCAGGUACUUGUAGCUGUUCUCUACAUCUUCUAUUUGGCCCUCUGGACCUUUAACUCCUUCUGUCCUGAUCAUCUUCCCUCUUUUUGCUAUCAUCCGCCUGCACGUCUCUUGCCCAAAAGACAUUCCGAUGUCAUUGCUGUAUAUUCUAGUUAGGUGGAUGAGUGAGUCAAUGUCUCGCUCAUUCUUGGCAUACAGCUUGAUGUCGUCCAUGUAGAGUAGGUGGCUGAUGGUAGCUCCACUCUUGAACCUGUAUCCGUAUCCACUCUUCUUGAUGAUCUGGCUAAGGUGGUUGAGGCCUAUGCAGAACAUUAUUGGGGAUAGUGCAUCACCUUGGUAUAUGUCCCAUUUAAUGUUCAUUUGAGUUAUUGUCCUGGAAUUGGCUUCUAGAGUUGUUUUCCACUUGCCUAUCGAGUUCUUGAUGAAGGCUCUUAUUGUCUUGCUGACCUUGUAGAGAGCCAAGUAUUCCAGUAUCCAUGUGUGUGGCAUUGUGUCAUAGGCUUUCUUGUAGUCAAUCCAGGUAGUCUUUCUGGUCUUAGACUGCUUGGUCUACCAGUAGUUGGUGUUUUGAUCCUCUGGUGUUGUUUCCAAUCCCCUGCUGAGUAUUGCUCAUAUAUUGACUCAUAUGCAACUGGAUCUUGGAGGCUAUGAUGCCUGACAGGAGUUUCCAUGUUGUGGGGAGGCAGGUUAUUGGUCAGUAGUUGGAUGGUGCUGUUCCCUUGUGAGGUUCCUUCAUGACCAGUAUUGUUCUGCCGUGUGUUAGCCAGUGUUAGCCAGUCAUGGUGGGAGCAUGUUGCUAGUAGCUGGUUCAUUUGUGUUGCUAGGCGUUCAUGCAAUGCUGUUAACUUCUUUAUCCAGUAGUUGUGGAUCAUGUCAGGUCCUGGGGCUGACCAGCUCUUCAUGUGUGCUGCUGUCUGUUGGAUACCUUCAACUGUGAUUAUAAUUAUAUAUUUAUAUAUUAAUUAUUUUUUUUUAAAUUAAUUUAUUUAUUGCACUGUUGGAUAAGCCAAAGUGAUCGGCAGUUGUCAAAAUAUUUUACCGAGUAGCUUUUAUCUGUGCUUAUUGGUACAGUUACAACAUCAGUUAAAGAUAAAAGUCAAUCAACUCUUGGCAUGUGAAACCUCUUUAACGGCACUAUACAUUUUAUGCCAUUAGCUGUCUUUUGAAGCAAACAUACCUCUGGGAUUUUGAAUGCAUUUGUGAGUUGUUGCAUAUUUAGCAUACUUAAAGCUCUUGCUAACAAAGGCUUAAAAUAACUAUUCUGGGACUUCCGUAUGCACACGUCAGAAUAAGUACUAAGUGGGUUCCCUGAAACCUUAGUACAAGGUACAAGAACAUACUUGAAAAUUAGAGAAAUAUCAUUCUAAUCUUCCUGGUAAAAAUAAAUGUUAUAUUUCGUAAAAUCCAAAUUUUUAUAUAUAUAUAUAUAUAUAUGCACCAAUAUAUUUUAAGUAGAAAUUUUGAAAAAAAAACCAACUAAAACCACCACUUGAAUGGAUCUCAUUUAUACUGUACGCAGUGUAACCGAAAAUUGCCUGCUGGUCCCACCUCUACUGCAGGCUGUGAGACCACACUACAUGGAGUGGCUGGGAGCAGGGGGGAACUUCUGUGUUCUGUAUUCCAAAAAGUAUGGUAUAUAGUGUGCUCCUCCAUCUUUACUAUACAUACAGUGCAUUCAGUGUAAGUAUUCAGACCCCUGAAUUUUUUUCACUUUUUUUUUUUUUAAUGUUUCAUCCUUAUGCUACAAGUGUUUAAAUGAAAUUAUUUCCACUGAUUUAAAGUGGUCAUGGUGUUCAGAGUAUGUAUAAGCAGUCUUUCGGCUUAAAACACUGCACAUACUGUGUUAUUGUUAAAUGUGUGUUGGAGGCUAGUUGCAUUCCCAGCACACAUGACUUAGACAGCCCAGAACUAAUGUAGCCCUUUAAGUGGCCCCUUAAUGAAAGAAAACCUGUUCCAGACCGCUUAGGACCUCAGACUGGACUGAAGAUUCACCUUUCAACAGUGAUCCUAAGAACACUGCCCAGACAAUGCAUGACAUGCGCAUAGUCGUCCCUUAGGCAUAUUCCUAAUAAAACCACCCCCCAAUGAAUCACGGUCACAGAUAUUUCUUGGGAAUAUAUCACAGCUUUUUAAUAAUGAUAAUUGUUUAAACAUAAAAUUGUAAAUAAGGGGUCAGAGCCAAACACACUUAAAGACAUUGAAGCCCAACAAUUUUCCUAUGUAAACAUUUACAGACCAUGACCUCUACAUAAAACGGCAAACUUAAAACAGCAUUUAUCAUAAUGCACAAACUGUUACCACAGCCACCAAGGGCAUCUUUUCCACAGCCACCAAGGGCAUCCUUAACCACAUGUAGCGUAUAACCUAUCAAGAGCCUGUCUCAAUCCAUCGUGAAAACCCAAGUUCAAGAAGUCCAUACCAACAUCAGAAAGAUGUACUCCAUCACACAAAUAGCCAGGAAGUAUAGCUUCCAAUUCUUUGUGCCUAAUUACAACCCCCCCUAAACUCUUCAUGUAAACCGCCAUCGACUGAUUGACCUUAAUGUGACUUGAAGCUAUCGCCACAGGGAUCCUAACAAAACGACAAUGCAUAGGCGGCACCAUCUCCGACCAAAUAAUAAAUACACCGGGAACCAAACUUCUCACCCUAUCCAUGUCUCUCUUCAUGGACCGAAUCAAUUCCCUUUGUGGUACAAGGACCAAAUCAUUACUCCCGGCAUGGAUUAAAAUACAAUUCGGGUCUAUGCCCUGCCCUAUUUUUCUAAAUAAUUCAUAGCAUAUGUUACUCCAACAAAAACCACGAAAACCAAACCAAACCAAUGUAAUGUAAGUGAAUCAUGAGGAAAGCCCAGUUCAAAUCGCGGCUCUUAGUUCCGCCCAGUAUACAAAGGAAUGGCCUACUAUCCUGGCAACCCGACCUAAAAUAGAAGAGAAAAACAUGGAACCACACAUAGCACUUUCACAUUCCACCCCCAGGCUUAAACCAAUCAGAUUUGACAUAAGACCUAAACCUCAGAAAUUCCCAUCGACCAAUGUUUUUAACCAGCUAAUCAGUGAAACCCAACCGUGCCACUUCCGUUGUUACCCCAAUCCGAAAUGAAUGCGUACCAAAAUGUGACGCAUCCAGACCCAGUCACCCCAAGCACAAGUGAAAAACACAGGUAAACUGAUAUUUGGACAGAAAUGAUCCAUCUUUGUGGAUGAAAAAAGAACCCCUCGCCCUUGAACGAAUGGACAGAUACUGUGAAGCUCAACCCACUGGAUAUGCCCACGAGCCGGGUAACCAAGCCAAUUUGACCAAGCAGCCCUUACCGAUCACAUCAGUUUUAGAAUGACGCAGAUAAAUACCAACCUUAUCUUCUCUAACUUCCACAUCCGAAACUAGAAUGGCCCCUGCCUACACCCGGCAACUACUCACCAAUUCGCUAAUACGAAAAGCUCCAAAGAAUGCCCAAACAAAUACCACCGUAAACAACAGCACUUCAUAUUGUGGAAAAACAAAGAUCUUGCAAUGCCCCAACCAGCCAGAGGAGCAGGUCAAAGAAGACCGGUUUCCUGGUGUCAGGAGCUUUCUUUCCUUUACGGAAACCUUUAAGAGCCUGUCGGACCAGAAGUGCUUUGUCAAGUCCUCGCAACCGUUUAAUUUGAAGAGAAACGCCAACGUGGCUAGAUUAUCGCCAACCACCGACGGGGAGGCACCCGACGCGAACAACCGACACAUAAACCAUAACAAAACAUCUAGACGUACCUCCGCCGAGUGAUUAUCCUCAAUACAGACCCACGCUGCAUCCCAUGAGUCCCAUACCUUACUGUAUGCUGCCCACGUGCUAGGAGCCAAUGACUGUCUGAUUAGUCUUCCAAGCAUGAAGUCCAGAGCUGCCAGAGCUUGGCCAGGCAAGACAAACCUUCCGCCUGUGCUUCCAGAGCCUCUGCUCGGAAUCUCGCCCACUUGAAACGAGAAAGUGCAUCAGCGAUUACAUUCAAGAAACCCGGCACAUGACAUGCACAAAAAACAAUAUUAAAUUGCAUACAUGUAGGACAAAUUGAAGUAGCAGCCGCACCACUGGUACUGAAGAGGCCGACAAAUUGUUUACUGCAUCCACCACCGACAUGUUAUCAGUGAAGAAGACUACUUUCCUGUCCUGCAAUACAGGAUCCCAUAGCGACAAGGCCACCAGUAAUGGAAACAGUUCUAAAAACAUCAAGUUCCGAAUGAGCGUGCUGGCAGCCCAAGAUGCAGGCCAUUGCUUAGCGCACCAUUGACCGGCGAAGAAGGCGCCAAAACCAACACUACCUGGAGCGUCCAUGAACAAUUCAGUCAAGCAACGAGACUGUUUUCUGCCAAAAGAAAACCCGGCCAUUGAACUCAUGCAAGAAACGUUCUCAAAUUCCCAAGUCCUCCUUUAUGGGUCUUGACACUCUGAUGAAAUGGUGUGGCGACUGUACCCCACAUGUGCCUUUAGCCAAGAAUCUAUUGAACACCCUCCCCACCGGAAUCACCCAAUUAACAACUGCAGUGUGUGUAAUGUCACUUUCUUAGAUUCCCACACCUCUGUAACGUGUUCCCUAAGAACAACAAAUUUGUCUUGUGGCAAGCUGCAUUCGCCUGCCACGGCAUCGAUUUUGAGCCCCAAAAAACUCAAACAUGUUGACGGCCCCACGGUUUUGAACCCUGCCAGUGGCACCCUGCAAACCUUAGCCACCCAUUCCAGUGUUCUUAGACCGAUCCUGCAAGCAUCAGAAUUGGAGGAGCUGAUGCAUAAGAAGUUGUCAAAGUAAUGGGCCACAAACUUAGUAUCCGCCUCAAACUUAACAAUCCAAUCUAGAAAGGUGCUAACAUUUUCAAAGUAUGCACGUGAGAUGGAGCAACCCAUGGGCAGACAGAGAUCAAUGUGGUAUUUUCCCUUGAAGAAAAAAUGAUGACAGGCGGGAUAAAUGGGCAGCAGGCGAAAUGCCGACUCCACACCUGCUUUUGCCAACAGCGCACCUGGACCCGCCUUCUUCACCAGUUCAACAGCUUGGUUGAAUGAUGCAUAGGAAAUGGAACAGAGCGCCCCAUCGAUAUCAUCAGUCACUGAUGACCCUUUAGGGUAAGAAAGGUGGUGAAUCAAAUUGAACCUACCUGCUUCCUUCUUGGGCAUGACACCCAAUGGCCAAAUGCGUAAAUCCUGGAUCGGCGCUUCUACAAAAGGUCCCGCCACCCGUCCCAACUGUAUUUCUUUAAGCAAUUUGUCGCGUACGACUUCAGGAAAGUCACUAAGCGAAAGUAGAUUAUGUAAACGACGAACCGCCACCCUAUUCUGAAAUGGAAUCACAAAGCCCCCCAGUGAAACCGUCCCAAAGAAGUACCGCAUCAUCACGGUUACUGUACUUGUUUAACCAUGGGAGCAUCGCGGAGACCCUCACCGGCGAUAACCCCAGUGGCAGAGGAUGAUGUGGCACCUCAUUGACUCCGGCAGGCGCAUUUUCCCCUGAUUGAAACCGUGUCCACCGCCACACCCUAAACAUUCAUUCUUAAAUCGGCAUGCUGCACCCCACUUCAUUGAAGAGCCAGCAAUAUCCCCUCCUAUUCAUAGUCGAUGAGGUGGAAGAGGAACUGGCGACAGCUCCAGAUUGAAAGGGUGUUGCUUUUUGCACCAUCAUUAAUUUCAUCCAGAGUGUCUGGUCCAUUUGAUCCCAACCCAUACCUGGAUUGACCGUCAGACGCUGAUGGAACUGCAUGUCGUAUCUCCACCAUGCAAGCCCUCCAUAUGUGCGAUAAGCCUCCCAGACACCAUCCUGAUAACAGAACAAUUUGGAGCAAUUAUACAGUGAUUUCUCACCUAACAUGCUAGCUGAAUACUGAAAGCCCUAAGCCAAUUUCCGAAGGUUUUAGAAAUCUUUCCAUACUUAUGUCUUUUUUCUUCCUCCUCCUUCUUGGAGUCCUUCUUGUCCUCUUCUUUCAAGUCUAAAUAUUCCUCUAGGGGGAGAAGGGAAAAAAAUUCUACAAACUCACCUUUCCAAAUGUUUUCCUUGACUUUGGGCUUUAGAUGGCAGCCCAAAGGACCCGCAAAAGAGACAUGCAAGUUUUGGCGAGCAGCCUCAGGAAUGUCCGCUACUAACAAUGCCCUCUCGGCUGCAGCUAUAGUUAACACAAAUGUUCCUGAAGAUUCGACCCAAUCGCUACCCGCAAUAACCGCUCCAGCCUCAUCUAGCUCAUUAACUCGCCCCUCCAGGAUGCUCUGCUUUUUCAUCCCCCCAGCUAUCCUUGAGCUCAUACCUGUCCAAAAGAGCCUUUGUCCCCAGGACCCGCACUCCAUGUGUAAAUAAAAGACUGUAGACACUCAAUGAAUUACCCCGUGUGUGGUGCAUGAGGUGACUCACCAGCCGAACCCUGUGUUACGUCUGAUCCUGGGGCUGGUCCCUGACUUCCCCCGCGUGUACUUCCUGGCGAAGCCGUAUCCAAACAAGCUCCAGCAUCCCAAAACAUGCGUCCCCAAUAUCCUGCACCCUCCUCGCCUCUCUCUGAGUCCUUGAACACACGUGAAUGCUACUUGACCUGACGUCCUGGUCCAUACCUCUGUACCAGGCUUCUUCUGUGUCCUUCCUGCCUGGGGAGCCUCAUUUAUGGACCUGGCAGCGCUGCGCCCUGGACUUGCUUCCUUAACUGGUGAGCCAUAGUGCCUUCUGUCGUGAAUAGAGUUAGGUGAGGCACUGCUAUUGAUGCCAUGUCUGCUCCUACGGCCGCUCCUAGAGCGAGUAUGAGAUGUACGCCUUCCGCCCCCGUUAUAUACUGAUUUACCACUAUUUGUGUGGCAAUAGGUCACCCCUUCCCUAAUCCUAUAAUCCACUCCCCCUUUUCCUUAUGCCUGCCUCCUAGCUAAGUCAAGGCCCACUCCACUUAGCUGUGCCCUGGGCUUCAAUAGUAGUAUAGGGAUAACUGUGAAUGUCCCAAUCAAACACGUCUAGAGAGACCUGAAAAUUGCUCUCCACCAACGGACCUCAUCCAACCUGACAUGGCUUGAGAGGAUCUGCAGAGAUGAAUGGCAGAAACCAUGCAAAGCUUGUCACAUCAUACCUGUGACGAAGUGCCCUUCGCCAGUUGGUCCUGGAGAGGCCUGCUUGCCAGUCUCCUGCCCUGUGACUAUGGCCCCUGGGAGAUUUUACCAUUUAAAACCAGCAUUUGGGCUGUGCAUCAAACAACUUUUGCAUAUCAGGACUGUGUAUGGCCCUUUAAGAACUGUAUUUGGGCUCAUGAGACUUAUUUGAACAAUACCCCUUUAAGACGGUGUCCCCAGAGUCCCCAGCCCUUCAAAAUAACUUAUACAUUGCUUUUUCCCAUAUGGUUCGGUAAUUGGGGCUUACCGAACCAUUUAUUACACAGGUGGACCACACCUGUGGUGGAAGCGUGCAGCUUAUUUACCUCCCAGGCUGGGAGGCUGCUGUAGGUAAAUUGCUGACCGCUGGAUGGCCGCUGUUCUUACAAACAAACACGUGGCGGCGGCCAUCUUUGUUAGUCAAACGCGUUCAGCGGUGUGUGCAGCCAAAUCCAUGAAACUGAAAUCGGCUACACAUUUGCACGAACACCGCUGACCCUUACCUUCUCCUCCAUUCAGUUUUCAGCCGCAGCGUCUAAGUCCCGUUCGGCGAUUUGAACAGACAGUGAGACUAAGCUAUUUGCACGAACGGUGCCCCGUUCCUUCAUGCAAAUAGAACGUAGUCAUUUUUCUGAUUGAAAUUGACCGACCACACAGCCCAAAUCUAUGGAACUGUUUUGGGCAGGAAAAUGUGCUUGCGGUCGGUCCCAAAGGACUUCCGACUAACUUUUUAAUCCCUGGAGGGAAUUGCCUGAAUUUUGGAUAUGUUUAUAUUUGAAGUAUGCUGAGUAAGAAUAUGUGAUUUAUGGAGAUUGGAUGUAUAGUUUUAAAGGGAUACAGGGAGUGCAGAAUUAUUAGGCAAAUGAGUAUUUUGACCACAUCAUCCUCUUUAUGCAUGUUGUCUUACUCCAAGCUGUAUAGGCUCGAAAGCCUACUACCAAUUAAGCAUAUUAGGUGAUGUGCAUCUCUGUAAUGAGAAGGGGUGUGGUCUAAUGACAUCAACACCCUAUAUCAGGUGUGCAUAAUUAUUAGGCAACUUCCUUUCCUUUGGCAAAAUGGGUCAAAAGAAGGACUUGACAGGCUCAGAAAAGUCAAAAAUAGUGAGAUAUCUUGCAGAGGGAUGCAGCACUCUUAAAAUUGCAAAGCUUCUGAAGCGUGAUCAUCGAACAAUCAAGCGUUUCAUUCAAAAUAGUCAACAGGGUCGCAAGAAGCGUGUGGAAAAACCAAGGCGCAAAAUAACUGCCCAUGAACUGAGAAAAGUCAAGCGUGCAGCUGCCACGAUGCCACUUGCCACCAGUUUGGCCAUAUUUCAGAGCUGCAACAUCACUGGAGUGCCCAAAAGCACAAGGUGUGCAAUACUCAGAGACAUGGCCAAGGUAAGAAAGGCUGAAAGACGACCACCACUGAACAAGACACACAAGCUGAAACGUCAAGACUGGGCCAAGAAAUAUCUCAAGACUGAUUUUUCUAAGGUUUUAUGGACUGAUGAAAUGAGAGUGAGUCUUGAUGGGCCAGAUGGAUGGGCCCGUGGCUGGAUUGGUAAAGGGCAGAGAGCUCCAGUCCGACUCAGACGCCAGCAAGGUGGAGGUGGAGUACUGGUUUGGGCUGGUAUCAUCAAAGAUGAGCUUGUGGGGCCUUUUCGGGUUGAGGAUGGAGUCAAGCUCAACUCCCAGUCCUACUGCCAGUUCCUGGAAGACACCUUCUUCAAGCAGUGGUACAGGAAGAAGUCUGCAUCCUUCAAGAAAAACAUGAUUUUCAUGCAGGACAAUGCUCCAUCACACGCGUCCAAGUACUCCACAGCGUGGCUGGCAAGAAAGGGUAUAAAAGAAGAAAAUCUAAUGACAUGGCCUCCUUGUUCACCUGAUCUGAACCCCAUUGAGAACCUGUGGUCCAUCAUCAAAUGUGAGAUUUACAAGGAGGGAAAACAGUACACCUCUCUGAACAGUGUCUGGGAGGCUGUGGUUGCUGCUGCACGCAAUGUUGAUGGUGAAUAGAUCAAAACACUGACAGAAUCCAUGGAUGGCAGGCUUUUGAGUGUCCUUGCAAAGAAAGGUGGCUAUAUUGGUCACUGAUUUGUUUUUGUUUUGUUUUUGAAUGUCAGAAAUGUAUAUUUGUGAAUGUUGAGAUGUUAUAUUGGUUUCACUGGUAAUAAUAAAUAAUUGAAAUGGGUAUAUAUUUGUUUUUUGUUAAGUUGCCUAAUAAUUAUGCACAGUAAUAGUCACCUGCACACACAGAUAUCCCCCUAACAUAGCUAAACUAAAAACAAACUAAAAACUACUUCCAAAAAUAUUCAGCUUUGAUAUUAAUGAGUUUUUUGGGUUCAUUGAGAACAUGGUUGUUGUUCAAUAAUAAAAUUAAUCCUCAAAAAUACAACUUGCCUAAUAAUUCUGCACUCCCUGUAGCUCUAUUCACACUGGGGAUUGCUAUACUUGUAUACUCUCCUGAGCUUUAAUCACCUGAUACGCUCUACUGGAGGAGAGGUCUUUCCCACACGGUCCUGGAAGACAGAGGCUGAUCCAGGGUGGAAGGAAGACGGCGAGACUCCAGUUAAGCUACGGCGGUUGUGGAGUCUGCGGUGGUUGUGGUGUCCGGUGGGGUGCUUGUGGUCCUCGAUGCAAACUAGGAAGCGUCCAUCAACGGAACGUACUCGGUCGGAGUAUGGGUGAUUCCGUUACAAUACCCAAAAAGACCUGAUGCUGUAAUUGCUGCCAAAGGUGCUUCACCAAAGUACUAGUGUUACCGGGAAACUGACGGAGGCCAAUCACAGAGAGAUGGACACAGGUUUCUUCAGGAAGGAAGAGAUCUUUAUUCGAUUCACCGACCGGGACUCAGAGUGACUUAUGUCACCGAAAACAGCAAAGAUCUGAGCACUGAAUACAUAGAGUACAUUCCUUAUAUAGCACUGUAGCUCCUCCCAUAAUUAGCUACGCCCACACAUACCCUUAACCUAAUCAAUGAAUAGAGUCUAAACUCAUCCAUCCGGUCUAACCACGUGGCUCAUCUGAAACAAAGGAGAGGGACGCGUAAUUCCAGUUCCUGCAUUCCUGCACAUGCUCAGUACAGUGAUGACAGUAUCUUAGCUACGUGUAACUAACUAACUGAUACUACAAACACAUGUACCUACAUAUGCCUUGUGGCAAUCUUGGCCUGCUAAACUUUUAUUUUACUGGAAUUCCAUCACAUUCCCCCCUUUGAUGCUUCUGAUUUAAAAUAAUUCCAGAUGCAUCACCAAUCAUAGUUUGCUUACACCUCAAGUUGCCAUAAACCAGACUAGACUUUGCGAUCCUCUAAAGAUACGAACCCCUCAACAUUCCUCUUCCUGCAUGUAUUCUCCUUGAUCUAGAGCUUCAUACCUGCAAACAGCCAUUACCUGUGCUGCGGCCUUUCUUUCUGCUAUACUUUCUAUAAUGCUCUGCAUAGACCUAAUUACCAAAGGAAUCAGACAUGGCAGAAGGAGACACAACAUCAAAAUCAGUAUGACUCCACCUACCAAUGCCUUGAUUCCUCCAAACUGCUCAUACCAACUACCAAACCAACUACUCGGAUUAUACCUUUUCCAUACCUGAGUAGGUACAUGUGCUAGCUUAACCAUAUGGCUAGUAAGCUCAGCUAUUGCUUGCCCUUCAUCAUCUAUUUGAAGACAACAAUUGCUUAGAUUAAACUUCCCACAUACACCUCCCUCUACUGCCAAUAGGUAAUCCAAAAAUAAUCUAUUAUGGUAGAUGGCUGUCCUCAUCCUAGUGUUAUGCUUCGCUAGGAGAUUGAGCGCUUGUGAUGUUUCAUUGGUAACUAUCUCAACUACUGCUUGCAAUCUUAUAAUACGAUUAAGCAUAUAUAUUGGGGUUCUGUAUCCAUAAGUACCAUCCUCUGCCCAUGUAGCUGGCCCAUAAUAAUCUAUAAUACGCUGGGGAGGCCACUCAUCAUCUUCCCAGGUACCUAUCUCUAGGGGUGCCCUUUUCUUCCUAUGAUUUACAUCAUAUACUUUAACUCCCAAAGUCUCUCCUGUUUCAAUUGGCAACAAGAAGAAGGAUGGUUUGAGCAUACCCAAUACACAUGCCCCUUCCCAGUCCUGUGGUAACUCCGAAUAUGCUUUCUUACCACAAAUCCAGUACAAAUUUGCUGGGGCUUUCCAACUAGAUGUAGCAGAUAGGUCAAACCAUACAUCCUUUAAAUUGGUAUGAUUUGCAACGGAUUAGACGGUUCUGAGACAUUUGAAGCUGACCACCAAAUAGUAUCCUUUGUAUCGCCAUUAUAGGCUUUCUGCCCUAAACAAGUCAAUUCUCCUACAGAUGUAUUAAACAUUAUUCCUUUCCUUGCUAUACAAACAAAACCUAUAAUGGAGGUCUUUAAUCGCCACUCAGAUUUACCUCUAACACUCACUUGAUAAUCAGAUUGAGAAGAUAUUAGUUGUUCAACUGUCUCAGAACCAGAAUACAUUACCUCCUUUGCUUCCCAAGGCCAUUGGUCUCCCAUAUUAGUACCUCCACACACAUAGCAGUUGGUUACAUUAAGACUACCAGCAAUGCUCUCAGCUAGGUCUAUGAAUAAGUUUUUGGCAUUAUGGGGAACCUUAUCUUCUACACUCAUCUCCUCAUAAAAAGAAUGGAAAACCUGAUGAGUCUGGGGGGUCACUGUAUCUGUCUCUAUUCCUAUGUAUAAUAUCGUCCCAGGAUCCAAACCUGUUCCAUAUAUUUUCAACCCAAAUAGAUUCCCAACCUUCUCUAUAAAUAGCUCUGGGUCCUUGAUAAGUAUAUGGACUGGGUUACACUCCAUAGACUUACAAUAUGGUUUGGUAGGCAAUCUAGUGAUAAUCAUAUCCUUAUCUUCUGUCUGUCCCCAGGUUGCCUAUCCCACACAGGACCAAUACGGACAAUAAUUGUAGUCUUUAUUUAGGCAGUUUGGAUCUAUAUACUUAUGCUUAUUACUAGGACAAAUAUACUUAUCAUUAGACCCAUACGUUCUUUCCCAUUUAAGACCACCACAUACAUUCCAUGGCUUCCUACUACGUGAUAUCGCCUUACAUGCAUCAAAUAGCAAAACACCUGGAGAAUGUACGCUUUCUAGUACAGUCUUAUUUAUCAGGUUCCCCUGUGCGUUCUCAUUCCGAAUAGUCAACCAAAUUGUACGGGGCUGAUACUCAAGAUUAAAACACCUAGGUUCUCCUGCUCCUAUAUGGCAUACACUAUAAUCUGUACCUAGGUAUCUACACUUUGAUACAUGUCCUGUAUCAAAUAUUGCGAAUGCCAAAUAAGGGUCUGGGAAAUACGAUUGCCUGUUUUCGUAGUCUUAAUGCAAACCUCGCAGCCUGGUGUGUCGGUACCUCUACCUUCCCGAAUAAUUAAAAACACACAUAUAUACAUCAUCAAACACAUUACUCCUGACAUCUUCUUCCUAAUUCUUCGACCGUGCGACGGCACCUCAGCUUCCAGGCGUGUGAGGGCUGCAGGGAAUGGAGUCCUUCUGAUCCUCACUGUUCUUCACAGAGGAUUCCUCUGUCUUAAACGUUGGUAGGUGGUCAGGCUUUAUUGUGGCCGUCAACACCUACUUGUAGAUCUUUGUUGAUGUUCCCUUGUAACAAUACUCUUCGCAAAAACCACUUUUAAUCUAACUGGGUCACUCGCUUCAACCUGAUCUUGCAGGGAUUCUCAGGAUCUUGAGUAGCUUGCCAAGAAUCUGCUGCUGGUUUAACCCUGGAGUGAUGAAUCCACGGAGUCACCUCUGCCACCUUUAUAGCUGUUGGAGUAGACAAAAGAACAGCAUAAGGACCCCUCCACUUUGGCCCCAACGGUACACUGUUCCACUCCUUUAUCCAAACUUGGUCUCCUGGAUGGUAAGAAUGGACAGGUGGAUAAAUAUUUACAGGUAACCUAUCUUGUACCCAUUUCUGUACCUCCUCCAUAGUUUUACCCAACUCUACAACCUGCCGCCGGGUAAUUCCUUCUCCCAACUGACUCAAGUCCCCCUUAAGUUACUAAGUAUGGGAGGUGGACGCCCAUACAUAAUUUCAAAGGGUGAUAGACCUAACUUUCUGGUAGGUGUACUACGAAUGCGCAACAGAGCUAUUGGCAAAAGAACAUUCCACUUGAGUUGGGUUUCUUGACACAUUUUUGCCAACUGGGUCUUAAUGGUUCUGUUCAUCCUUUCCACUUUCCCAGAACUCUGAGGCCUAUAUGCUGUAUGAAGUUUCCACUUAAUACCAAGCAUAUGAGUCAGUUGUUGUAGGCACUGAUGGACAAAAGCUGGACCAUUAUCUGAUCCUAUAGAACACGGUAGUCCAUAUCGGGGUAUUAUUUCUCGCAACAGAAAUCGUACAACUUCUCCUGCUUUCUCUGUACGAGUUGGACACGCCUCUACCCAUCCUGAGUAGGUACACAAAGCUACUAGUAGGUAACGAUGUCCGCUGGAUUUGGGCAUUACCGUGUAGUCUAUUUGGAGAUCGGACAUAGGAAGCCCUCCCAUGUACUGGACUCCUGGUGGUUUCACUGGACCUUGCCUUGCGUUGUUCUUGGCACAUGACACGCAUCUUCGAACAAUGGCUUGAGUCAAGUUGGACAAUCUUGGUAUAUAGAAAUGCUUCCCAAGAGAUUCUUCCAUACUAUCUCUUCCAGAAUGUGUCCCAUUAUGAUAAUUCUGGACUAUUUCUACAGCUAGCGAUGCUGGAAUAACUAUUCUUCCAUCUUCUAACUGAUACCAAUUAUUCUCCAAAUAUUUCCCAGCUUCAGUCUUUAACCACUCUACUUCUUGAGCUGUAUAAACUGGAGUCCACUGGGACAGAGGGGUCGGUAUAAGAGCUGCUACACACCACAUAUUCUUUUUGUCCGGAUUCAGCGGCACACUUAGCUGCACUAUCUGCCAUCCGAUUUCCUUUCACCACAUCACCAUCACCUUUCAGAUGUGCUCGACAAUGUAUGAUACCAACUUCCUUCGGCUCCCAUACAGCUUCCAAUAGUUGUAAUAUCUCAGCUGCGUACUUGAUUUCUUUUCCUUCUGAGGUCAGUAAUCCUCUUUCUUUAUACAAAGCUCCAUGGGCAUGAGUGGUUAAAAACGCGUACUUUGAGUCUGUGUAGAUAUUUACUUUCAACCCUUCAGCCAAUUGCAGAGCCCGUGUAAGUGCGAUUAAUUCUGCCUUCUGUGCUGAUGUUCCUUUUGACAAUGGCCGCGCUUCUAUCACCUUGUCUAUAGUUGUCACUGCAUAUCCGGCAUAGCGAAUCCCUUCUUUCACGUAACUACUGCCGUCCGUGUAAUACUGAACAUCAGGGUUCUGGAUGGGAAAAUCAUGAAGGUCCGGUCUACUUGAGAACACUUCAUCCAUUACCUCCUGGCAAUCAUGUCGACUCUCAGUAGGUUGCGGCAAGAGGGUAGCUGGGUUCAAGGUAUUAACAGUCUCAAGAUGCACUCUUGGGUUCUCGCAUAACAUGGCUUGAUACUUAGUCAUGCGGCUAUUGCUAAACCAAUGAUUACCUUUAUAGUCUAGCAACGUCUGUACUGCGUGCGGGACUCGCACAUAGAGUUCCUGACCCAGAGUGAGCUUGUCAGCUUCUGCUAUCAACAGGGCAGCGGCAGCUAGGCCCUUAGACAAGGAGGAAGACCACUGGCAUCCAGUUGUUUGGACAUAUACGCAACAGGUCGUUGCCAUGAUCCCAGAUACUGUGUCAGUACUCCCACAGCCAUCCUUCUUUGCUCGUGUACAUAUAAGUAGAAUGGACGUGUAUGAUCAGGUAGACCUAAUGCGGGGUCGCUCAUCAAUGCCUUCUUAACAUCCUCAAAUGCCUUCUGCUGUUCAAUGGUCCACAGGAAGGAAUCAUGUUCCGUGCCUUUAAUAGCGGCAUAGAGGGGUUUCGCCAGUAUCGCAUAACUGGGAAUCCAUAUCCUACAGAAGCCUGCUGCCCCUAAGAAUUCUCGCACUUGUCUUCUAUUCUUAGGUGUUGGUAUUUGGCAUACAGCCUCUUUUCUUUCAGGCCCCAUUAUCCUUUGACCUUCAGAGAUAUGGAAUCCCAGAUACUUGACAGUUGGCUGACACAACUGAGCUUUCUUCCUGGACACCUUGUAUCCUGCCUUCCAAAGAAUGUGCAGUAAAUCAUAAGUUGCUUGCUGGCAAAUCUCUUUAGUAACUGCCGCUAUCAACAAAUCAUCCACGUAUUGUAGUAGUACACAUUCUCCUGGGAUGGACUUGAAAUCUAAUAAGUCCUGACUUAAUGCUGAUCCAAAUAGGGUAGAUUAAUUUUUAAACCCUUGGGGCAAUCUUGUCCAGGUCAUCUGACGUUUCGAGCCCGUUACAGCAUCUUCCCAUUGGAAUGCAAAGAUACACUGGCUUUCUGUAGCAAUUCGUAGGCAAAAGAAGGCAUCUUUAAGGUCCAAGACUGUAAAGUAAGUAGCCCCACCCGGAAUCAAGGCAAGCAGGUUAUAAGGAUUGGGCACAACUGGAUGUAUACUUACUACCGCAUCAUUGACUGCUCUCAAAUCCUGCACAGGACGAUACUCAUCUGACCCAGGCUUCUGAACAGGCAACAAUGGAGUAUUCCAGGGGGAAGUACAGAAUUUUAGGAUACCAUACCUUAUGAACUUAUCCAAAUAAGACUGCAUGUUCUUCUUCGCCUUUUGAGGUAUAUGGUAUUGUCGCAGGCUUACUGGAUAAACCCCAAGCUUUAGUUCGAUGCGUAUAGGUGGGAUAUUGCGAGCAAGUCCUGGUGGGUUAUUUUCUGCCCACACUCCUGGUAUAUUAUACAAGGAUUCAUCACUCUUAGGGUUUUGACUUGUCAUCACUGUAUAAAGUCGCCACUCUUCUUCCUUUGGUACUGAUAGUGUCAUUAUACCUGAGGGUCCAUUAAACUUCAAGGAUGUCGUUCCGUUAGGCAGAAAUGUUAUCUGUGCUUGUAACUUCGACAACAAAUCCCGUCCUAGAAGUUGGACUGGACAUUCAGGCAUGUAAAGGAACUGAUGUUUCACUACGUGGCCUCCCAGUGUACAGAGUCGACUUUUGAGAACCGGUUUAGCAGCACUCCUCCCAGUUGCUCCUAUUACAGUGAUAGUUCUUCCUGAAGGAGAAGCAACUAGGUCGGUUACCACAGAAUGUUCAGCACCAGUGUCGAUCAUGAAAGAACUCCUUUUUCCCCCUAUUGCUACAUCGACCAUAGGCUCCGCUCGACCAAGGGGGAUGGAGCCCGGUCGGUAUCAAUAGUCCUCCAUGACAGUGUCAGCCAAACUCACAAAGUCCCUAUCUUCUCUUUCUCGUGGUCUCUGCGCUGCUGGGUAAUACCUAUCCCCUUGAACGCUUCCUCUACUAUUCCCACCAUUUCCUCCAGGGCCUCCUCUUCCUCUCACUCUACCUCUAGCUUUUGCAAUUUUCUUUUAAUAUCACCGUAAGCCUGGCUGACAAAGGCAGAGUUAACCAUCCGGGAAUUCUCAGGAGCCUCUGGACUAAAGGGGGUAUACAAUCGGUAUGCCUCCAAUAAUCGGUCAUAAAAGGCACUGGGCGACUCAUCACAUUUCUGCAAUACCUCAGCCGUCUUUGACAUAUUGAUCGCCUUUUUCCCUCCGGCUUUCAUGCCAGUAAUAAUGGCUUCCCUAUAAGCUUUUAGGUGAGCCAUAUCAGCACCAUUAACAUUCCAAUUCGGAUCUACGUUUGGGUAAUGAGCUGCGGCCCAUGCUACCGGGUUGGCCUGAUUCUGUGCACGGGCCACUUCUUCAAGCGCUUUAAUUGCCGCCUGAUUAAUCCGAGUCCUUUCCUCGUUAUUAAACAAUGUCAUAAGCAAUUGCUGGCAAUCAGCCCAAGUGGGAUUGUGCAUUUGGAUUAUGGAGGUAAUCAAAUCUGUCAUGGCUUGAGGUUUGUCUGUGUAAGAGGAGUUAUGGGUUUUCCAGUUGAAUAAAUCCGUAGUGGUAAAGGGAACAUAAACAAAUACGGGGUCGGCAUGUUGUAACUGGCCUUCACCAUUAAUGUGUGUCGGGCCCGGUGUCAAUCGGAGAGGCAUUUGAUAAUGUCGGGGUUGGAGGGUACCGGUCAAUUGUCGGGUUAGUAUGGGGCUUCGUUGAGGAAGGUCAGUUAUGGGUUCCGGUCGAGGGGUAAUAAGACGAGGGGAGGGGGACGCUUUUUCUUUACUGAAAGGGAGGUUGGUAAGCAGAAUAUUCCGGGCCGGGCUGGGAGGAGCCUGACCAGGAACCAGAAAUGACGUCAAAUCCGGAUAGGUGGAGUUAGUGGGGGUAGGUACCGGAAGGGGAGGGUUUAGAACAGGUGGGCUGGGCUCUGAGCUAGAGGAUGGGGUAGGAGGAGACAAUGGGGCAAGGAGAGUGGCAUUACUAGCCGCACCUCCUCUUCCUCUUCCUGUAGAGGAGGAGUAAGGGGGCGGUAAAGGAAUCUCUGACUCAGGGGGCGUGUCCAGAAUGGGCGUGAUCACGGCCUUGGUGGACAAACGAGUUCUGGCCAACAGGAGGCGGCAUUGCUCCUCUUGGCACACCCUGAUCCAUUUUGGCAAGUCAUCCACGGCCUGUUUCCAACAAUCAAUAUAUGGAAACUGGUCGUAAAGUUCCGGCCUACCAGAUACAGCUACGUGUACACGCUGCACUAGAUUAGGAUCAAGACUACCACGUGGAGGCCAUGCAACCACUAAGACAGGCCAUUCCCUGCUACAUAAAGUAGUCAAACGUGUUGGAGACAUCUUUACCCCAAAAUCACAUACAUUAUAUCCCUUUUUAAAAUUCUUUAACAUGCAAUCUAAGGGAUCAACGAUCUUUGAAUCCAACGCACCCAUACUUAACAAUGGAGCGUCGUCUCCAAUAGAAACAAAACAAAACACACUUCCAACAGUCACACCCGUUUCCCUUGGCAACAGCACCACGUGGCACAGUUACUAGGCCAAACGCACACAACAAAUCAUACAGGGAAUUCCCGUACACACACAGCUGUUACACCACACACUAAAUAACUAUUACUGUACCUUUUUUGGCGAAAUUAUACAAUUACCCACGCUAUAAUUCUCAGUAUUUAAAUUACCCGUCUAUAACACACCCUAGUAACAUCGUCUUUACAAACAGUAGUUAUAGUACGGUUAGCAUUGGUUAGAAUACAAUUUUAAAGUCACAGGUCAGUUAAUAGUAGUUAUGGUGUUAAACAUACAACAUAAACGACAGUUAUUAGUGAUUAUUUACAGUAUCAGUGAUUAUAAUACAUGGUUAUGGUACCAUGCGCUAUGAUACAGUUACACACUAUUCACACUCUCGCUAGACGGCAGAGCUCACGCUACCCAGCAAGAUGUACACUCUACUAUAAUACAUUUUAACACAUUUACAGUUUCCCAACUAAUCUAUUGGACAGUACCUCGAGGGACUACCUAAAACUAUUUACAUCCGUUUUGGUUAGCCGUCGCUGCCCAAGCACCACAUAUAGCGAACUAGAGGGCGGAAUUUACAACAAUACCCUUUUAGUCUAUCUACUCUAUCAAUAGUCUAGUGGGUUCCAAAUUUACACGCCUUCCCACUUAGCCAAGAUAGGUUGAGAACUAGCAAACGAUAAUGUACACCAGAGUCUGCUUAGUCUCCCGGUCCCUCCGACCUAGCGAACGAAAUGUACACCCUAGAUACGCUAGUCUAGACAAGACACCGGUGUCCGGCUUGGGCUAUAUACAUUCAACCAAGACCCAGCCUGACUCCAUACCAAGAUUAGACGGGCUGACUACAGGGCGUCUAAUUAUGAGCGGUGCGCCUUCGCUCCUUCCCUCCCUGGAGCGGGCCAAUUCCAUACACAAUUCCAAUUCAAACCCCUUAUGGGCCUACCGCACAAUCGGUAUCCAAUACCCCUAGUGGGUCCACCGUCUAAAACAGUAGUCGUCUUACCUCCUAGUUCACACUAAUCGACGGGGACACCCCAGUACUUACUACGUAGAGGCCGAUGAUCUCCUGGACAACAGACCAGUGGCGCCGAGACGAAGGGAGGUCCACGCAGAAGUUCAUGGGUGCAGCCGUAGAGAACGUGGGCAAAGAUAGACCUUCUCACGCCUCUGCUUCCUAGCCACCGUUAACGACGAGCUUCCCGGCCAAUGCACCAAAGAUGUUACCGGGAAACUGACGGAGGCCAAGCACAGAGAGAUGGACACGGGUUUCUUCAGGAAGGAAGAGAUCUUUAUUCGAUUCACCGACCGGGACUCAGAGGGACUUAUGUCACCGAAAACAGCAAAGAUCUGAGCACUGAAUACAUAGAGUACAUUCCUUAUAUAGCACUGUAGCUCCUCCCAUAAUUAGCUACGCCCACACAUACCCUUAACCUAAUCAAUGAAUAGAGUCUAAACUCAUCCAUCCGGUCUAACCACGUGGCUCAUCUGAAACAAAGGAGAGGGACGCGUAAUUCCAGUUCCUGCAUUCCUGCACAUGCUCGGUACAGUGAUGACAGUAUCUUAGCUACGUGUAACUAACUAACUGAUACUACAAACACAUGUACCUACAUAUGCCUUGUGGCAAUCUUGGCCUGCUAAACUUUUAUUUUACUGGAAUUCCAUCACACUAGGUUGAGUCUGAAUACUUUUGUCAUGUGACAUUCCCUUUUUCUCUGUUUAAUAUAUUUGCAAUGGUGUCAAAAAUCUGGUUUCAACCUUUGUCGUUAUGCGGUGUUGAGUGUACAUUGAUGUGGGGGGGAAAAUAUUUAAACAGUUGUAGCUAGGCUGCAACAGAAGGAAUCUGAAUACUUUCUAAACACAUUCAUAAUCCUCCAUCUUCCAGAAAGUUUACAGACAGUCAUAGUGAUUAUAGUGCAAAAACUCUGUGGAUACAGCAUUUCUGUUAAUUUAGUUGUUUUAUUGUCACCCUAUUUUUCUCCUCUCUUAAACCUGUGUAAUUGUAAAGAAUUUCUUUUUUCGGGGGCUGUACUAUAGAAGGUGGUGUCAAAUUGCUUUCUGUGCCCCUGAAUCACUGUUGUACGUUACUUUAUUAUGCCAUUCGCUUUAUUAUACGGAGUAUCUUGUAGUUUCCCCACAGCAAUGCGUCUUGAUUAUUACUACAUGACUGUAAGCUCGUUUGAUCAGUGUCCUCUUCAACCUAUCAUUCCUGUAAGUUUUCUUGUAAUUGCCCUAUUUAUAGCUCAAUCCCCCCUCUUAUAAUUUUGUAAAGUGCUACGGAAUCUGUUGGCGCUAUAUAAAUGGCAAUAAUAAUAAUAGAGAGUAAUAUUUUGUAGCAUUUUGAACAUGCUGGAUACAUGUUCACAAUGCUACAAAAUAUCACUCUGUUAAUCUGAUUAAUCUGCUAUCUUUAAUACAAUGUUUUUUCUUUUUUUUUCUGUAGGAUUUCAGCAUUACUAGUUUGAUUUUUUUUCAAAAACAGAGGUUUGUUCUAACACCAACUCUGAGAGAUGCCUUUUGAUGAGGAAGGAAUCAGUGGUCAGAUGAAGGCUGUUUCAAUCCUUUGAGAUAGACCUGAGUCAGUAGGGACUUGGUUGUUGAUCUUGGUUGUUAUGGUUACUGCAAGUGUAGAAAGUUUAUUAAGUCUAUUAUGGAAAAACAGAUCAGAUUUGUGUAAUUAGGCUUGGUGUCAGUAUUGGUAUUAAAGUGCACUUUGCAUAAAAUUUACAUGACCCAGCUGCACUUAUGUUUAAUUUUUCUACAUAUAUCCCCACCAUACAUUGUUGAUGUACUGAGUGCUGCAAGUUUAGGAGGUUUCAAGUGAUCUUGAGCAGUAAUAUUAUAAAGUGCUUUUGUGGUAACAGAUAUGUAGGAGUUCUGCAAUUAAUACUAUGUUUUACCAAUUGCUUGAUGUACUGGGUAAUAUGCUGAUUUUUUUUUAGCCUGGAAACUCUAUACAUGUCUGGACUGUGGUUUGACACCUCUGAAUAAAAAAAUAAAAGAGAAUUUGACAUCAGUAAAUUAAAUUAAUGUACAAGUUCUAAAACAGGCAUCAGUUACUAGGUAAAAAAGAGGGUUACAUACUCAAAUGAUGAUUGCCCAGAUUUCAAAGUAUAUUUCCUAUUUUAGCUUAAUGGAGUGGUGUUUAGAUCAUGUCCCUGCAGUAUCAUUGCUCAUUUUUUUUGUAAUUAAUGAGUUAAAUCACUUUGAUUAUGCAGAGCUAACCACCCCUGCAUGUGAUCAUUCUAAGCAGUCUUACUAAACAUUUCCUGUAAAGAGAGAUCUACUGUCUAAACUUCCUUCCUUGCACAUUGUGUUUAAGACGAUCUCAACCAAUCAGUGGCUCCCCAUUCAUAAAAAUGGCUUAAGAAAUGUACGUAAUGUUCUCAAGGUGUUUUUUCUAAAUUGUGAAUGACACCCUUGAACACAGCAGCCGUUUGCUUCUGUUCUUCAACUUUUCAGCAAAAGGAAGUACAGAGGUGCAGAAAGAUCAGCACUGGAACACAGACUUUGGGGUUAAACUGAUCGAGAAUAGUUUAACCCCCUUAACGUGAACCAGCACCAGUGACCUCCUGGCACUAUAACAACUUAAUUUUGAUGAAGGUGUUAUGGUACCAGAUCUAGACCUUCAUUUUUUUUUUUUUUUAUUCUUUAUUUUUGCUUUGCAUGAAACAACUUUCGCAUAUCAGUAAUGCGACAACAGCAUUCGCAAACAAUUUGAAAACACAUAUUCAUUGACUGUUGUACAUCAUUCAGAUUCAACGCACAAUAUAUUUUAGGUUAAUAAUACAAGAUAUGUACAUGCUGGGUAAAUGCGUCUGCCAUAGUGGAUUACUUUGUCGAUUAGUAACAGUACCUUAAGAUUAAUAUUUAUGUUGAGUGUCAUCACUUUAGUAUCUAGGACAUUGAUAUAGUUAUGAUUAAGUAAGGGACAUGCGUUUGUAUAGGAACAGCAGGUCUAAUUAGUCAGAACAUGUUAGAUUACGCAGUGCAGCUUGGAGAGGAAUAUGGCUAAUCAGGCAACAGUUCUGAGCUACUUCCUAUUCUAUGAUUAAACGGUGGUAUUCAGGCUUAGUAGAUAGUAGACAUAUUGAUUGGUAAGACAAAGUGGAUCAUGUUGGCACUAAGGUAAACAAUAAGGCACUGGUAAAAUCAACUGUGCUAGGCUAACUAACAGUGAGUAGAUCGGCAUGAAUAGGGCAGACAAUUGAGAAGUCUCGAGAGUCACUUAGCCCACACCAGCUGCUGGUAUGUUGUUGUCCCCCAUGUGGCGUUGUGCAGGCCUGCCUGCCAUAGUGAUGGUCGGCCAUUUGCAUGUGGGUCCUGCUGGGGUAGGGCAAAGUCCUGUUGUAUUAAUUCCGGUGUCAGGCCCGUUCGCCUAUUGCUGUGGGUACCUGUGGUUACAUUGCAGGUGUCUUCGUCUUGAGCUGUGGGUCUCCCCGUGACCUUGACAGGUUCCGGUGUCGUGUUGUGAGUCUGCCUCUCGGAGGUUGUGUAGCUGGGCCCGGAUUCAUGAGAGGUUGGGAUGAUACCUGUAUGUCCCUGCAGGCUGUCAUCUCUGCUUGGUUCUGCCGCUUGCGAGCAGGAGGGAGAGGUCUCCUUCGGCAGUGGCGGCGCCAUCUUGUGAUUACCCUCAGACGGGGGACAGCGUGGCUGUGGCUAAUACGUGUGGAUUCUCUCUCUUGGUAUGUUCGCUGGUGUGUUGCCCUGCUGCUCUCUAUAUGCUAUUUUCACCCAAUGAGCAUCGAAGAUGGCAUCCAGCCGUGUCUGGAUAUCAGUCCCCUCUUUGCCGCCAUUGUGGUCGCACGUGGCGUCCGCCAUUGUGUGGGCCUGUGUGGCUAGGAGUCGCUUCAUCUGCGUCUGCUGUUGCCAUGCUGCCUGACAGGGUUGGAACGGGAUCACCCCCGCUCGUCCUAAGGGGGGGUGGGCGAUCAGUUGCUCAGCGCCCCGGGUGUGGAGGCGAGGAGAGCGUCCGCCGCCACCGUGAACCGCUUCAGGUUUAUGCCUGUGGAAGACUCUUGUGACUGGUAUCGGGCGAUUCGCCAGGGUGCUCCCAGGUUGGGUCGCGUGUCCCGGCAUCUUUUCAGGCUUCAAGUCAGCGAGUAUUCCAGAUCUAGUCCUUUUAACAGAACAGGAAAUACAGACUUCAAAAGUAAACACAAUGUAGUGCUGUGUGAAUGUCAUGCAGGGCUGUGUUGUGGCUAGGGCUGCAUAAACAGAAAGAAAAAUUAUUUAACUCUUAAAUGGCGUAGAAUUGAGCUGUGAAGCUGCAGGGGAAUGAUAUAUGCCAGGUGUAGGCAACCUUUGGCAUUCUAGGUGCUGUGGACUACCUCUUUCAUAAUGCUCUUACAGCCAUGAUACUGGCAAAGCAUUAGGGGAGAUGUAGUUCUCAACAUCUGGGGUGCUGAAGGUUUUCUAUCCCAAUCUGUACACUAUAACUGCUUCAUUAAGCUAAAGUUGUUUUGGUGAUCAGAGAAUCCCUUUAAGGCGAUGUAGCCAUAAUGAAAACAAAAUUGACUUGGACAUUUUUUCUAAUGAAGCUUUUUUGGCCUAAACAUUACAUUACUGGCAGUCCUCACUUUAGUUAAUAAUCCUGAAUGACUAUUAGUGUGAUUACCUUGAGGCAAGUUGGCAAAUGAUAUGUAAAAUGUAAAAAAAUACAAAAAAACCUUGAAGUCAGUGGCACCUAGUAAAUCUUAAAGUUGAUGCGGUAAUAAGACUACCCCUGGAAUUUCACCAAGCCCCUGAUUUGAUGUGCUCUGCCCACAUAUACCAAUGUACUCAAAUAUUCAUCCAGUGAGAUGCCAUAUCUUGUUCAAAACCUUAAACCUACACAUUCCUUAUAUUCGGGUAAAAACACCCAAAUGAAAGAAAUUCAACUCCAUUCAAUCUAUCCAGUUCGUUUGCCCAUUGACAGCAAAUGAAAACAGGACUAUCUAGACCUCUCGUUAAAUAUCCAGGAUCUGACAGACCUAAGCAAAGCCAAUGGGUGAUAUUAGAAAUCCUUUUAGAGCAGACUAAGCAUGUCUCAAGGUCUAUACCAGAAAAUGACAGUUAUUCGAUUCAAGAGAUGAGCGAAAACUACCGAACUGAUCCUUAUAGACAUAUUGUGUUUUUUCUAACACAUAUUAAUCAUUAGACCUUCCUAAUAAGGGUGCUACUGUAAUUGGUGCUUUUUCCUGUAAUGUUUAAAGUAACACUCUAAGCACCACAUCAUCUGCAUAUCUUGGGUGCUGUAUUCUCUGUUUUUGUGCAUACUGUUUGUUUUUAAAUAAGUGAGUAAAUCUGAUUUUGUAUUUAAUUUUUUUAUUUAUUUUAUUUCAUGGGGGGGGACUUGAGAUAGGAACACUAUAGUGUACUGUUAGGAAAAUAAAUCUGUAUUCCUAAAACUAUAAUGUUUUUUUCAAAGCAGUUCUAUCCCCUUCUGGUGACCAUGCUGUUUGCAUUGAGGUGGCCAUGGGAUGCAGUUAAUAGUGAGUUUUUCUCACUUGAAUCUGUCCAUUAUGGUUGCCUUAGUCUUUUUCUGCAGGAUCCUCCUAAGCUCCUGGUGCUUCAUCUGCCAGGAGCCAACGUUCGUGCUGUACUCUCACAAUGCAAUCACUAGUGACAUCUGAGUGUAGGACAAAUACAAAAGACAAAGUAGUCCCUAUUUUGGCUUAUGAUUUCUUUUGACUGGGUUGGAUUUUCAGCAGGUCGAACUAGGCAUUCGCCUAGAGUGCCGGCCUGUCAUUAGUCGAACUAGGCAUUCGCCUAGAGUGCCGGCCUGCUGGGGGCGCCCACCAGGAUAUUUCCUGGUGGGCUCCCCCUGUCUUGGGUCACAGCGCUUAGCGAGCAGCUCUAGAGCCGCCCCCCUCAGCACCGGGCUGCUCCUCCAGGCGCCCGAAGUUGGGGGCGCCCAGAGGAGCCCUGUCACAGUAUGGCAGAGCAGGCACCUUCUUACCUUGAUGACAGGUGCCUGCUCUGCCAUCAAAUGCCGGUGACUGGAGGAGAAGGGGACGGAGCAGGCAGGCGGCGAGGGAGGCUCUUCUUGCAGCCUCGCACUCCUCCCUCGCGCGCCCUUUGUGAUGCCAGGAGCUGGAAUAUGAUGUCAUUCCGGCCCCAGGAUACUAAACAGCGGGCGGGAGGAAUGAGGAGUUGCCCCACACUGGACCCCCGGAGGUGAGUGUUUGAGUGUUUGUCAGUGAGUGAGUGUGUGUCUGUCAGUGAGUGUGUGUGUCAGUGAGUGAAUGUCUGUCAGUGAGUGUCUGUGUGUGUGAGUGUGUGUCAGUGAGUGUAUGUCUGUCAGUGAGAGUCUGUGUAAAUGUGUGUGUGUGUCAGAGAGUGAAUGUCUGUCAGUGAGUGUCUGUGUGAGUGUGUGUCAGUGAGUGUAUGUCUGUCAGUGAGAGUCUGUGUAAAUGUGUUUGUGUGUCAGAGAGUGAAUGUCUGUCAGUGAGUUUCUGUGUGUGUGGCAGUGAGUGUAUGUCUGUCAGUGAGUGUCUGUGUGUGUGUCAGUGAGUUUGUGGUGUGUGCAUAUCUGUCAGUGAGUAUCUGUGUGUCAGUGUGUGUGUGUCUGUCAGUGAGUGUAUGUGUGAGUGAGUGAGUGUAUGUCUGUCUGUCAGUGAGUGAAUGUCAGUGAGUUUCUGUGUGCGUGUGUCAGUGAGUGUAUGUCUGUCAGUGAGUGUGUGUGUGUAUGUCUGUCAGUGAGUGAGUGUAUGUCUGUCAGUGAGUGAAUGUCAUUGAGUUUCUGUGUGUGUGUGUAUCAGUGAGUGUAUGUCUGUCAGUGAGUGUGUGUGUAUGUUUGUCAGUGUCUGUGUGUGUGUGUGUGUGUGUGUGUGAGUUUCUGUGAGUGAGUGACAUGAAGGGGCGGCAAAAUGGAUCUUUGCCUAGGGUGGUAGAAAUCCUUGCACCGGCCCUGAUUUUCAUUAAACAGUCCCAACAAUCGCUCCUCUCAGAACCCGCUCACCCGUCUCAAUCUGAUACCUCCCAAUAUUGGGAGGUAUGCCAUAGUAGGUUACAAUAUAAAAACUGUCUCAAUAAGUGUCUGUGUCUGUGAGUGUGUAUCUGUGAAUCCCCUUAAGAAUGGUAAUAGUGAGACAGAAAACACCUCCACCAUAGUAUACAAGAAAACCAUUGCAGUGGGUACUAAUAAAAACACAGAGGGGCAGAAGGAAGCAUCAACACAAAUGGGGAAAAUGGCAAUCAUAAAUGAAAAACAGGAAGAAAAAGUGCAAGUGUGAAAUAAAAUAAAAUGUUGAAAGAGAAAAGAUGAUCUGAAAAUGCUGGAAGGGUAUUAAGAUGACUGUAGCUGAUAAGGGACUAGAGGAAAUCCAGUACUUGUCCAAAUUCAAAUAUUCAGUCAACCAAAUAUGUUGUAUUUUGAUGGAGUCUUCUAUUUUUAGACCAUUAUUAUUUGUAUUUAUUUUUUUACACAAGUGAGUUAAAUUUUCCCUUUUGGCCUGGUAGUAUGAGAGAAUUAGAUGAUUUAGAACAUAAAACAGUAGAUGAUAAGAGUCAGGCACCCAGUGUACGGAUUAAUUGCUGGGAAAAUAGAAAAUAAGUGGUUUCAUUUCUGAACUGUACAUUAGGAUAAUGUUCCAUUAACAUGGUUUGCUGUUGUGUUUAAAACCCUGGUGGGAAGUGUGGAGCCAGAAAAACAAUUUGCUACACAUUCUUGUGAAGGAGGGAAUACAAAAUGCCCUUCUGAUGUCUUAUAUGCCAAAUAUAAUUUAUUGUUUUGUGUUCUGUUAUAUGUGAAGACGGGUGUUUUUUGUUUUAUUUGGUUUUAUUUGGUUUCUUAGCAUUUGACUUAUCACUGAUCAUUUAUUCCUUGCUCAUCAACAUCUGACUAGCAAAUAUUGUGAAUUAAAGGAACACUCAGCACCUCUGAGUUAAGCCCUGCAGAGCAUCAGGUGAUAGACGGUUUGACUACUUGCAUUAGGCAAGCUCUAGGGCACUCCUGGCACCAAUAUCAUUAAAACACGCUGUAGUGAUUGUUUCUUGAAGUGUUCCUUUACUGUUGGUGGAAAUUGGUCUGAAUGCUUUUCUUUUUAUUUUAUAUAAAAAUAAAAAGAUCGAAAGCACAACUGAUCGUAUUACAAGGUAACAUUUUUACUAUAACUAAAGUUCACAAUCAAAAUGUUUCUUGUACAGUUAAUAUAGCUGGGGCUAUGAUUUCUUGUUAUACUCAAGAUAAUAAUUGACAAAGUUUUGUCUUUUGUGUCUUUGAUGAGAGACCUCCAAUAUUAGACAGGGGUAAUAGUUAAGUAGAGAUGGGUAUAUGACAAAGGGUACUAUAACUACUACAACUCACUGUAGUGGUUAUGGUGCAAAAAAUAUUUUAGUGCUUUACCCCAGAUUUCUGUCAAGCCAUUUUCAAGUGGUUUGGAAGAAAAUAAAAUGUCUACACACAAAAUAUAAGAGUCAUACAGUCUCUCAAGCAAUAAAGAGGUUACACUUAAAACAUUUCCACCUUGGACUAGUUUGAUGGAUUGCCACCAUUCUUCAAGCCUAACAUUGUCAUACAAUGCUUUCUACAGAUAUUACCUGUACGUGUUCUUAUUUUUACCCACCUUGGGCGUGCCUGAAAUACCCAAUUCCAGCAGUUAGUAAGGGUAGGUCUGGCAUGUAUGCAGAAAAGUAAAAAGGUGUAUGCUGAAUGUUUGUGGCUUCAUAGCUAAACUUGUACUGCUAAGAGUACACAUCGCAAUGCAAACUUAGUCAUACCAUUGCUUGGCUCAACCUCAAGUAAACUAUCAUACUGUACUAUCUAACCCGCUGGUAUUGGUAGAAGAAUUCAGGAUUAAAUAGCAUGCAGGAAGAAUAAUAUGAAGCUAUAUAACUGAAUAAAUAUGAAGUUAAUUGUACACCUGCAUAUGGAUUGCAGAGCUUGUUGAGUAAUGUUCUUGUCUGUUAGCACUGGGCCUGCACCUGUAAGAUUAUCAAUGAACACAACAAAGCAUUGUCUGCGCAGAGCAUACACAGAUACCUUUUGUGCUAAUAGUAAUAAUGUAUAUGUCAACACAAGUGAUUUUAAGGACAAGAAUUUAAAAUCUUUUCAGCAGGCCUAUGAUUAAAGCAGAGUAGUUGGGAUAGAAGUCUUGUUCAUGGCCAGUUUAGUAUAAGAAAAACCGCAGCAGAAAAUUAAAGGGUGAAUCCAUGUAUCAUAACCCUUACAGACCUCUGUAGUGGUUAUAAGAACCCAAGCCAAGUGGGGUAAACCAGUGAUAAACAGUUUCUCUUAUCCCCUGCCAGACUUUUAUCCAACCUAGAGGUCCAGUGGCACACUUCCAACUUCUGCAGAGUUGUGGCAGCUGCGACCAUCUCCAUUCAUUGGCUGAGAGUGCCAGCUGACUGCUCUCAGCCAAUGACUGACACUCUGUGCAAUGAAAUUUGUGAAACUCCAGUUCUGGAUUGGCUGAUGACACCUCAAUGAUGCUGCAAUUGCAAUAGGUGAAGUUACACCUCCAGCAGCAGCAAGUUUAACCUCCGUAAACUCAUGGAAAAGCAUUUGAUUGGACCAUUUCACUGGCUCAGAGUUCAUGUACUCUUUGAGCUGGUAAGGGGGUGGAUCCAAGGAGUGAGGUAAAAUUUGCAUGAAAAGAGGGAGGGAGAUACAUUAUUAGCAUUAUGUCUGUUGCCGAUGCGCUGAUGACGAAUGUAAUAUUUGUACAGAAUUUCAGAGGUCCAGGCUACCUAAGCCACGUGUGUCUGGGGUGCAACUAGUCCCCAUCACCAAAGUGCAAAUACUUCUGGAUGUGCAGCAUUUCGAGCAGAAACACUGCAUAUAUAGAUUCCUACCACAGUGACCACUUCUAAAAACAGAAGUGGUCAUGGUGGUUGGGGCAACCCUUUAACCAUACGCUACUCCUAACCCAGCUUUAAACCUUAUACUAUAUUAACUGUUACGCUAAUCAUGACUCAGAGGGAUGCCCUCUGCUGAUGUCAGUACCGAGAUCAGUAGAAGGAUUUCACACCUCACAUAGUACAGAGCUUACUGUUUGAUUGCAGCAUGUGAGCACAUGCUGCAGCUUCUGCUUGCUGGCUUUGCCAAUCACUAUGUUAUUAAUUCUGGGAAACAUGCACAGCAUUAACGCUGAUCACUGGCAGCAUGGGGCAUGCAGGGACCCUGGGGAGUCUCCCUCUGUGUUUGAGGGAAUAUUGAUAAUCACUUCAUAACUAGUUCAUUUAGCCAUGGUGACUUUAAAUUAAUUUAGAGUGCAGUUUGCAGCGUUCACUUCGAGUGCUGGAUACAGGUUAUCUGUCAGUUUGGGACCACUAAAUAUGGCAGCAGCUGGCAAAAGGAAAUCCCCAGGUAUUCACAGAUGCAGGGGUCUCCCUGGUGUGAGCUAAUAUUUACCACAGUUGUAAGUUGUAAAGCAGGGCUAUCCAACCAGGCCUGCAAUUCAAUAGUCAUGUAUUCUCUAUUAUUAAGUGAUUUAUUGAGCGGCUAAUAUACACUUAAUCAAUGAUCUCUUGAAUCAUUGAGUGAGAUAUGUACAUUUUUGUAUGAUGUUAAUAUAUAUGUGUGUGACAAUUGUGCUAAUAAUACUUUAACAUAUUUGUAUUUAUUUUUAUUACAGAUGGUUAUGCAACAAGCAAAGAAAAAGUGACCCUGUGCUACGCUGUGGCUAGCUUCUGACCUUGGACUAUUGGCUUGAAACAAUUAUUCUUUUGAACAGAUAAUUGUCUACAUAAAAAUACUUACUUUUAUAUUUUGAUAAAAUUAUAGCCAGGACUGAGGCACAAAUGGAUGUUAUUGAGACCACAAAUAUUGAAGAACAUACAGUAUCUCAGGAAAACCAAACACCAAAUGGUUUCCCAAGGUCAGUCUCAUCCAAUAGUGAAGAUGACAAAAACGUUAAAAGCAAGUCCAAAAGUAUGGCCAAUGGCUUACGGAAAGGCACAAAGAAAUAUCCGGACUAUAUUCAGAUUUCUAUGCCAGCUGACACAAAAACCAAAUAUCCCUUGGAAUGGUGGAAAACCGGGAUUGCCUUUGUUUAUGCACUCUUUAACCUGGUCCUUACCACUGUCAUGAUCACAGUGGUACAUGAGCGAGUACCUUCAAAGGAGGUGAACCCUCCCCUUCCAGACAAGUUUUUUGACUAUAUUGAUAGAGUGACGUGGGCAUUUUCUAUAUCAGAAAUAAAUGGAAUGAUUCUGGUUGGAAUUUGGUUUACCCAGUGGCUCUUCCUCCGAUACAAGUAAGUGCCUUGCAAUGUGUUUAUUAUAUUGUGUUUGCCCCUGUGUCUCUCUACCCGUAAGCAGAUGAAAUGAAGCUUUAACAAACUGUAGAUAUGACCAAAAAAAAAGCCUUGAUCAAGAGGAAGAAAUAAAAUUAAAACUACCUGGGUUUUGUGCAGCUGUGCAAAAUACACUUAGAAGCAGCAAUAUUUUUACCUGAACAUGAAAAGAGGCUUGUGGAAUGGAUCAGAAUGACAUGUUCCAUUUACAGUUAUCGAUUUUACUUCUAUACACUUUGAGCGUGUCAGAUAAAAAAUACGCACCUACCAGUGGAGAUAUAGAAUUUGACUUAAAGGAACAUUAUACUGGUGGAAAUACAAACCUGUAUUGCUAAGACACCAGUGCCCCUUUCACAAGUUAUAUCUAGGCUUCCUUCCCUCCAUCCUUCCUUCCCUCCUUCCUUCUCUCCUUCCCUCCCAUACAUGCAAAUACUUUCUCCACACACCACUCGCUAACUGACCUCUAUUAUGCCAGUAUCCGGUUCACCUUUUGGAAUUGGCAGCCAUGCACCUUAGACUAUGCGUUAUGACCCUUCUCCCUCAACGGUGCUUGGUCCCAGUCGGCUCAAGUAUAUGAGCACGGUCAUAAACUGCAUUUCCAUAUUCAUUAAGUGUAACCCUGCCAGUGCACUUAGAUCUUCACCUUCAUUUCUGCCGUUUCUCCUUAUGGGAAUACUCUGGUUAAAUCUCAAGCAUUGGCUACUGCCUAGGUAUUUCUUAUGAGCUCAGUAUCAACAUCUUUGACAAACAUCACCCUGUUUUUGUUAUCUUGUUUUCUGUUUAACCAUAAGUCAUGAUUUCUACAAACUACCAGAUGACAUCGGCUAUGUACUCCCUUUUAGCUGACUACUCUUACAAAAUGCUUUGUAUCACCAAUCUCAAUGUGAUACCAUGUCUUCUUACUUUUGUAUUUGUUAUUGUUUCUGAAUGUAUACUUCUGCAACAAUGACAUUUAAAUUAUGAAGAUAUACCAUAAAUAAAGAAUAAUACAAAAUUUUUACAAGACCACUGCACCCAGACCACUUAAUUGAGAUAAACUGGUCUGGGUGAUUUCAGUGGUCUUUUUUUUCCAAGUGUGCUUGAUGUCUGUAAAGGGCAUUUGUUUGACUGGUAUGAUUUCAUAUUGAGCGUUAAGAAUAUUCUGUUCACAAGUGCUAAUGCUGUAGUUUUGUUUUGGAGUACAGGUCAUUCACUUUCCUAUUGCUUAAUGAAUUUGUGUCAAAUAUUAGCAUCAAAUUAAAGAACCAUCUACCACCUAUGAACAUGCCUGUAUCUGUUGGUGGCAUUAAGACAUGUGAUACAAAUUAUAGAACAUCCAUAGUGCACAAUGGAUUCAGAUUAGCGUGCCAGCCUUAUUGUGUUUUAUCUUGCACUGUUGAUAUUAGAGUAAAUUUAUGCCUCAGAAAUAUUAACUCAAUGUAUGUAGUUUGGCCUAGAGGUAGUGCCCAAUUUCAGGAAGAAAUUCCUUAUCAACCAUGAGCCAUGGCAACUUUUUUGCUUAUCACAUUAGCAGCUUCUCAAAGUCAAGGAAUCCCACUUGGACAGUCCAUGAAAUUCGGAACUUGCUCGGUAAACUGUACAUUUGCCGUAUUCUCCUAGGGAGAACAGAAGGAGCACACUGCAAUGAGGAUCCAUUUCUGAGCUUAUGACAAGGGAACAAAGUUACCAAAAAUAUGGUAUCAUCCAAGUUCAUUUGAUAUAAAGACUUUAUGUUCUCCCAUUAACCCCUUAAGGACCAAACUACUGGAAUAAAAGGGAAUCAUGACAUGUCACACAUGUAAUGUGUCCUUAAGGGGUUAAAGCCCUACCAGAAUAGGAACCUUCAUCUAAAGUAUUGUAUUAGAGGUGAACAUGGUCAGGAACACCAUAUUUCCCACUGAUAGAGCGAUUAGCAGCAUCGUAAUUUGCACAAAGACCAAAGAGUGUUUGACAAACUUAUACUUAGAAUAUUAACACAAUCUCUUUACUGAUGUUGACCUUUAAAUAAAUACUACAAGCAUCAUAACCACCACAGCCUACUGUAGAGGUUAUGAUGCAAGGAGUGCCGUGGUGCCCUCCAAGAGUAAAUAGUCAAACUGUUUAAGAACAACUUAUCAGAGUCCCACCGGGCUCUUGUUGCGGCCUGAUAUGGUGCAGGAAACACCUGCAAGAACCUUUAUUAAUGCCACUGAGCGAAACCCUGCCACACAAGUCCGUCUCAUUGACUAAGAGCAUUAGUUGAGUACUCUUAGCCAGUGAGCGAGGUUCUUCACAGCUAGGCUAAGCUCAGUGGCAUGCCUUUCAAGAAACAGAAGGAGGUAGCAGUGGACAAGGGAUCAUGGUAAGUUGACAUACUAUUCUUAAACUGUUUGACUGCUUACUCUAGGAGGGAGCCAGGACACACAUUACCACUACUUACCUUUCUCUAAGUAAUUUUUGUGGAGUUUUUUUCUUUUUUUUACGUUUUACAGUUUACAAAUUACAUUUAUGUGCUGUAAUUGACAGGCUUAUGUCUAUUUCCCUGGCAUCUUACUUUCCUAUGUUCAUUGCACACAUUAUAGUGUAUACAUAAUUCCAUCAGCAUAGGAACUGGGGAGGGCACCCCUCCCCAAGGAAAUAAUGUAUAGGGACAGAUAAUGGAUAAAUCCCCAAGUUAAAUGAGGCAUAUAUUACAGAGACAGUGGGAACUAGAGCAACUGAACUUACAUAAUGUAAUAUGUUGAAGCUUUUUAAAUGACAGUAAUAAGUUCAGUUGCUCCAGUUCCAGCUACUUCUGUAAAACAAUUUAUGCCUUAUUUAAAUAGGGGCCCGCAAGCUGAUAGGGCCCCUAUCUGUGUUUCACUGCACACCGUUCUUUAAAGGGACACUAUAGUCACCUGAACAACUUUAGCUUAAUGAAGCAGUUUUGGUGUAUAGAACAUGCCCCUGCAGCCUCACUGCUCAAUCCUCUGCCAUUUAGGAGUUAAAUCCCUUUGUUUAUGAACCCUAGUCACACCUCCCUGCAUGUGACUUGCACAGCCUUCCAUAAACACUUCCUGUAAAGAGAGCCCUAUUUAGGCUUUCUUUAUUGCAAGUUCUGUUUAAUUAAGAUUUUCUUAUCCCCUGCUAUGUUAAUAGCUUGCUAGACCCUGCAAGAGCCUCCUGUAUGUGAUUAAAGUUCAAGUUAGAGAUUGAGAUACAAUUAUUUAAGGUAAAUAAGAUCUGUUUGAAAGUGAAACCAGUUUUUUUUUCAUGCAGGCUCUGUCAAUCAUAGCCAGUGGAGGUGUGGCUAGCGCUGCAUAAACAGAAACAACGUGAUUUAACUUCUAAAUGACAGUGAAUUGAGCAGGGGAAUGAUCUAUACACUAAAACGGCUUUAUUUAGCUAAAGUAAUUUAGGUGCCUAUUGUGUUCAUUUAAAUCUUACGCAAUCUUUAAAAAUCCAUAUGUCUUCCUUUGAAUGUAAAUAUAUUUCUAUGGCAUGUGCAAACUGUAUGUAAGAUCUCCCCAGCUCUGAGCAGUGGCGUACACACAAUCCAUGGGGCUCAGCUGCGAAACUGAUCCACGGGCCCCCUUCCUCCUUCCCGUCCCCCUUCGCUUCCCCCUUCCCUCCCGACAGACACACACGCACAGACAUACAUAGACACACACACGUAGACACAGACAGACAGAUAUAUACAGUCACAGACAGACACACAGACAGACACACACACUAGACACAUAUACAUACAAAGACACAUACAUACAGUCACACACACACACAAAGACAGACAUACAGACACCCACACACAAAGACAGGCGUACAGACAGACACACUCAGACACACAUACACACACAUACAAAGACACAUACAGACACAGACAGACACACAUACAUACAUACAAAAAGACAGACUCAUACACACAGACACAUACAUACAGAUACACACAUACAUACAAACAAACAAACAAUAUACAAAAUAUUUGUCACCCUCCUGUUUCCUACCUUUUAGGUGCAGGAGGGUGACAUUCCCUGUGGUCCAGUAGUAGCUUAGCCUGGUGGGAGUCAGAGUUCCCGUGCGGGCUCUGUGUGAUUGCUUGGAGGAGUGACAGGCAGUCACUUCCUCCCAGCAGUGAUGUCAUCACAGGGGGCCCGGUCGCGCUGUUAAAGUGCCCAGUGCUGGCUGGGCCCCCUGAAAAUCCAUCUCCAUCGUGUGGCCCUAACAGCAUGGGCCACCUGAUGGACCCCUUGAACAGCAGCCCCGGAAAACAUGGCGGCUGGUACCCGGGGUCUGCAGCUGCGACCCCUAUAUGUACGCCAGUGGCUCAGAGUGUAUCCAAGCCAACACAUUCUAAUGCAUUCAUUUACAGGGUCACAAAAUAGCUUGUUUCUCUGAUUUUACUGAUUUCCAUAAUAAUUUUAGUGAUAUCAUGAUAUCCAUAUAUGGAGUAAAUGAAAAUAAAAAGGUGGUUCAGCAUAAGAUAUUUUAAUGUUAAAGGGACACUAUAGUCACCAGAACCACUACAGUAAUGGAUUUGGUGUCUAUGGCAUGUUCCUGCAGUCUUAACAUUGUAAACCCUGUCUUUUCAGAAAAAAAAGUCUGUGUUUACAUUGUUUGCUAGUUACAUCUCUUGUGGCAGUCACUCAGACAACGACUAGAGGUGUUUCCUGUUUUUGCCAUUCAUGCUUUCAUGUGGAAAAGCAUUGAGUUGUUUGAGAUUGUCAAGAUUGAUGAUCUCAGCCAUGGAGGCGGGACCAGCCCCAGCAAGACCAGCAGUGAUGGAGAAGAGGUAGGUAAAAUAGCUUUUUGCUCCAUUCUGAGUGUAGUCCAACACUAUAGUGUUAGGAAUACAUGUUUUGUAUUCAUAAAAUGAUAGUGUUACUUAAAAAUAAAUAAAAAUGCUCUAAACAGCAGCUUCCUCUUUGUACUCUUUUGCUGUGCUUAAUAAACAAACUAAAAUAGACAAAAUUACAAUAUAGUGAAGAUUUUGUGAAAUCUGUGCAUGUAGCAAACACAACCACACUUACAAACAGUGGUGGUUUGGAAAAGCACGCAUUUAUUAUUUAUUGGCAUUUGUAUAACGACAACUUAUUCUGCAGCACUUUAUAAGUGUUAAUAAUAAUACGUGUUUACCCAAAUCACCCAUUUUUGUGAGUGUGCAUAUAUAUGCCAGAUCUAAAACCAAUAGAUAAUAGUACAUAUAUUAAGGGACCCUAGUAUAACUCUGUGAAACAACCUCUCACACUUUUCAUGAGGAUGUAGUGUCUUCAAAAUCCCCAUAGGAAAGUGUGGGGAAGCCAGAGGGACACUUUAGUCUUAGAAAUACAGCUUUGUAUUCAGUGCUCUAGACAUUUCUAUGUCUAAACUAAUUCUGCUUCCAUAUAAUUUGUUAAUGUAUUAUGACUAUAAGAAGGCUCUUUGUAUCAUUCCCUUUGUUUGUUUUUAUUUUAUUUAUUUUUACACCGCCAACGUCUCAAUGCGUUUGUUAUAUAUAUUUGUUUUAUAGCAGAUGAACAUAGGAAUGAGUCAUAAAUGUCAAUUUAUCCUUACAUGUUCUACUUCUCUCUUCUUUUUUCAGGUCAAUAGUGGGUCGCAGAUUUUUUUUUAUUGUUGGAACUUUGUAUUUGUACAGAUGUAUUACAAUGUAUGUCACAACUUUACCCGUGCCUGGACUGCAUUUUGAAUGUGCACCAAAGGUAAGUGUCCUUAUCCUGAAAUUACUCUGUUCUAUAUGAAACAUGUGUUACCAGACUUGCAUGUGAGAAGCAUUCAUAGUAUCAAAGGUGAAAAGUGUACAGAAGGAUCAGCGCUUAAAAACUUAAAUAAAGGCAGCACACCUAUAGGAUAGGGCUCCCUCACAGGAGCCUUAUCUUAUAGUCUACUUAUAGUAUCAAAGGUGGUCCAAAGCAUGUUCAUAAUAGGUAAGUUGCUGAAGAACAAUUCUCCAGUAUUCAUGAAGCUUGGGUACCUGUGAGCAUGUUGAUGUUUACCUGGAUUUAUCUUCGUCUUUGAGAAUAUUCCUUAACCCUAAACCAACCAUAUAACCUAUUUUUAAUCUUUAUUUUCUUAGGUCCUGGGCGCCACCAUCUUUGUGUGGGUAGAUGAAGUCCCUGUUGGACACAUCAUUUGCCCACACUAGAUAGCGCUGUGAAAUUCCCGCAAAUGUCCAGUUAAACACUUGGGCAUUUCGUUACGGGAAUUUCGUCCAUUCAUUCAUCAGAAAAACGAAUGAAUGAAUAGAAAUUUCAGACGAACAAACAAACACUGACUAUCGGUGUUCGUUCAGUUUAUUACAAGGAGGGAGCUACCAGUGCGCAGCUAUCUCCUUGUAAAAUGUAACAAUAGAAGCAGCAGGGAGAAGUGCUCCCUGCCACUUCCUAAGCCGCCUCCCCAAUGUCCUCCCUCACUUUAUGGGGGUCAAUAUGACCCCCAUAUUAGCACAAGGGAGAUUAUUGACCCCCAUAUUAGCAUAAAUGAAAUCUCCCGAAUGCCCCUACUCCUAUGCUGCGAGUAGGGUCAUGUCUGUGGCUGCUCACUGUUGUAAAAUAAGAACGUCCCCCUCCUUCCAACAAGUAGUCCCCCCCCAACCCCCACUGUGCUCCGCGAGUGGGGGCUGUGCAAAUAAACGGGAGGGACACUGAGUAAUUUUAUACAGCGUGGGAAAAUUAAAAAAAAACUUUCCCAUGCUGUGAAAAAUGACAUAGAGUACUCAUCAAAGUGAUGUGACCGGUAAAUGUAGAGACUUACCGGUCAGUCGCUUCAUUUACCUGUCAGAGCACUCUCAUUGGUUGGCUUAAACCAACCAAUCAGAGCGCUCUGAGCCAAAUUGCAGGGCAUGGGAGCAGAUAUGAAGCUGUAGAAGAGGAACAUCAGACUUCUGUGCACCCUGUCUACAGGAUAAGGUAGCGGGGGCCCAGAACUGUGUGUGUGUGUGUGUGUGUGUGUGUAUAUAUAUAUGUAUAUAUCGGUGUGUGUGUGUGUGUAUAUAUAUAUAUAUAUAUAUAUAUAUAUAUAUAUAUGUAUAUGUAUAUGCAUAGGUGGCCCCAGGGCCAGAUUAAGAGCCCAGUGGGCCUUGUGCUGACAAUUAUUAGGGGCCUAAGUACAGAAUCUUAUCGACUAAAAACACUACAACAGUCAUACCUCUCAAGCAUUGUGUAUCUGGUGGAGAUGUUGCCGGAGGGAAACACAUAGGAUGCAGCUAUAAGAAAACUCAGAUUCUCUUAAAAUAUGCUUAUCUCUCUCUAAUUCAUGCUUUCACCUUUCAAGUAAAUCCAUGCUCCCUAACAGCAGUGUCCAGUGAAGCAGGAAGUCAGUGGGCGGUGUAAAAGGGUGGACCACUGAUGCGCAGCACGUAACCAGAUCUUCAGAAAGGGACGAACAUGCCCAAAAAGGAGGCAUGUCUGCCCAAAGAAUUGGAAGGCUACCCUGGCAUGAAUGCAUGUCAGGCUGCCUGCCAAUCAUGCAUGCUGGCCAACAGAAACCUGAGUUUGACAUAAAUGCGUCUAAUGAUGCGCUCGCUCCAUGCUUUCUAAGGACUGUCCACUAUCACUCACAUGUCCACUUGUCUCCUUACCUUCUUACUAUCAGGUAGAAGCUCCUGGUAUACAGUGGGAGACAAAGAAGAGGUGGAUGUAGCGAGUGUAGAGGAAAGGGAACAUGCCACAGUGUUAGAGACCAAAGUCAGCAUUACCUUAAGUAAUUUAAUUUCAGCUCGUCCACACAAGUUUUGUUUUCAUAUAUCCCUCUUAAGUUUCCAUACUAAGCAUGAGUAUGUGAAGAGUAGUUAGGGUUGCCACCUUACUUGGAAAAAAUACAGGCCUUAUUAAUUUGCAGAACUAAUUAUGUAUGCAUUACAUCACAUGAUGUAAAUCACAAGGAGUGACAUAAGAGAAAAUUCUGUAAAAUCACCAAAAAAACUACUUACAGUAUGAUUAUGCUUCAUAGAUGGAUUGCUCCCAGUGUCUCCCUGUCUCCCAGUGUCCCCAUGUCACCAAGUGUUCCCUAGUGUCUGUGUCCCCAUGUCUCCCAGUGUCCCUAUGUCACUAGGGGACACUGAGACAUUUGGGGACACUGGGAGACUUGGGGACACUGAGACUAUGUAUCAAUGUCCCUAUGUAUCCCAGUGUCUGGGUCCCAUGUCACUAGGGGGCACAGAGACAAGGGGAUACUGGGAGACACAUGGGGAGACUGAUACACUAGGGACACUGGUAGGAACAUGGGAACACAGACACUGGGAGACAUGGGGACACUGGGACACAUAGGGACACUGAGACACUAGGGGCACUGGGAGACAUGGGCACACAGACACUUUGGACACUGGGAGACAUGGGAACACUGAGACACUUGUGGACAUUAUGUCCCUAGUGUCACAGUGUCCCCAAGUGUCUCAGUGUACCCAUGUCUCCCAGAAUCCCCUAGUGUCUGUGUCCCCAUGUGUGUCUGUUCCCAUGUCUCAGUGUCCCCAUGUCUCCCUGCAACCUUUCCCCCAUCCUUCAUUUCCCUGAGCUGUAGGCUGUCUCUGCAGGCUGUGAGCUGCUGUCUUGACUCUCUGUGCUGUGUAGUUGCUCCCCUGCAGAUCAGUGAGUAGAGAGAUGCAGGUAUAUGCUGUAACUUCCUAUCCCUGCUUCUCUCCACACACAUAGGGAUCUCUACUGGCCGGUGCUAGUAUUGCAGAGUAAUAUCUGUUUAUACUGAGAAAAACACCGGCAUUUAUAUUGACGGUAAUACUUGAAUAACGGUACCGACCAGGCAGCCUCAAAUACAUACCAGCCAGGGGGCAAACCUAAGAGUAGUGUGUGAAAUUUUUUUUUUAUUUUUUUUAAAUCAAUGGGCCUGGGCCUGGGCCUGGGCCUGGGCCUGGAGCUGCAGCUCCAUCAACCCCUAUGUUAAUCCGGCCCUGGGUGGCCCAAGCCACCACAGCAGGCACUUUACAAAAAACACAGCAUAUUAAUUUGUAUUGGUGCCCGGAGUGUGCUUGAAGUGUCCUUUUAAACAACAGUUUUUUCAUCCGUCUUUAAUUACUCUCAGCAGUCCAAGAACUAGGUAUUUUCUGUUCUGUUCCGUAUUACAAACCAUAGGUGUGCAUUACAUGGCACAAAUAAAUGUACUGUCAGCUGACCAGAGCCAGCAAGUCUUCAUAGUAAUCAGAGAUUGCAACUCUCAAAGUUGAAUUACUGUUAAAUGUCUCAUGGGGACUCAUAUAACACAAUGUAUGAUCUAUUGUGGUGAGAACAGUGUCAAUAUUAGUGUCAGGUUGUUACAAGAGGUCUGUGGUGGCCACACAGCCUCCAGGCUGCAAGUUGGUAGAAUGAGUAUUAUUCCAUCAAUUUGGAUGUAAACAUUAUCACAUCUUAUUUUCAUGGAUAUGUAAUGUAUUACCAUUUUUUUUAAAUGUCAUUCUGUUCACUGUUUGUUUAGUAAUCUUCUUUUUGUUGCAGCUAAAUGGCGAUUCAUAUGCUAAAGCACAGAGGGUACUCAGGUUAAUAACUGGCGGUGGCCUUACCAUCACAGGAUCUCACAUCUUGUGCGGAGACUUCUUGUACAGUGGCCAUACAGUCAUGCUCACGCUCACUUACUUGUUUAUCAAAGAAUGUAAGUGCUACAUUUAUUAAUGUAUAAAUGUUAUUGUAAAUGAAAGCAAAAAUACUCUGGGUAUUUGUUCAAAUAAUAAUAAAAGAACAUGGACCUGAAAUUGUUCAAAAAUAGGCCUAAAUAUUUAAAGAAAAGAAAAAAGAGCAGACCAUUUUAAGCUACCCAACAUGAGCUUAGAACCUCUUGUUAGUAAUCCCAUUUACUAUUCUACCAGCAGGUAAAUAUAGAGGUAGAGGUGAUGAGACAAAUGGAGGGGUAGAGAGGAUGAGACACAUGCAGGGGUAGGGAGGAUGAGACACAUGGAGGGAUAGGGGGGAUGAGACACAUGGAGGGAUAGGGGGGAUGAGACACGUGGAGGGGUAAGGGGGAUGAGACACAUGGAGGGGUCGGGGGGAUGAGACACAUGGGGGGGGAGGGGGCUGGGGGUGCCCACGGUAGUUUUUGCCCGGUGGUUUCUAGUUACACAUCUGAAACCAGAUUUGGUGUCUAUCCUGGUUUGUUUGUAUUUUAUUGUAUUUGACACUUAGGUAAGUGUCUGCCUAGGUUUGCACCCUGUUGAUUUAAUUUGAUUAUAUAUAGUGUUUACCUCCUUAUACAAAUUGUUGUUGUGAAUGUGUGACUGCACAUGCCAAAUGUGGGAAUUAAGAAAGAUGAAGUGGCUGAGAGAGAAAAUAUAGGGACCUCUCUAGAUAGAGAUGAAUGGGAACAUUGGGGGCCAUAAAGUAUCAAUCGGUAUGGUUCUUCAGGAACUGUAAAACAAAAUGUUAUGAGAUGGUUUGUAACACCUACCUGUGGUGAAACUGACCGUGCCACUUUUUUUGGAGGGGCUUGUUUGCCAGACUCCUGCCCUGUCACUAUGGUGCUGUGGUGAACUUUGGGCUAAAAACACGGUUCGUGCCUUUUUCCCUGCUAUGGUGCAGUAUAUGGGGCUUGUCGAAUGGAUUAGGCUUAUGGUGUUCAUUUAUCAAACAAACUGACGAACAGCCAGACCACCCACAAGUGGAGUGUGCAGCCUUUUAACCUCCCAGAAGCUGUGAAGGAGGCUGCAUCUACCCUGGGGAUUGCUAUAUAACCCCAGGGAAUAUAAUCACUAAGCUCUUUUAAGAUCUGUUCCUGUUACUCUUUCUUGGAGGAGAGGUUCCCCCACUGGAAGCUGGAUCCUGGUCUUGGGUCCAGGGUGGGUGGAAGACGGCAAGUCCCAGUCAAGCUGUAAUGCUGGACGUGGGGACUGCGGUGCUGAUGGUGUCUGGUGGAGUGCUUGGAGUCCUCAGGGAGCGCUAGGAGCAUCCGUCGGCGGAGGUACCCAAGCGGGGUACAGGAAGCUCCGUUACACUACCCUUAUGGUAUCCUGGGUAGUAUGAAAAAUCCACUAGUAAUGAGUUUUGAGAAAACUGAUUUGGGGUCCAAUUGAAAAAACGUGUCAGGAGAAAUUUUAUGUGAAUCUGAAAAUCUGCCUUCAUGGAUGUACUUUCUUUCCAAACCGAUACACAAUUUCAUUACUUAAGAAAAUAAAGUAAUAUAUAAACAGCAACAGUACUAGGGGUGGUGUCACCCAGUGUGGUGACUCAUGGUGUCAUCCCCUCAAUAGACUGCCUCCCAUACCUGACCAUCGUCUUGAUUUAAUAUAUUUUUUUAUAAGCUUUUCAAAUGAUUUAUUAGUUUGAAAAAAUAUUUUGGUAUUUUUUUUUAUAUAUUUCUAUAUUCUUGUUCUGAGUUCCAGCUCUCUGGGUCAGUGUUUCCAUAGGAUUCCAUGGCAACACUCCAAUACUAUUAGUGAUCAUGCCAGAGCUUUCAAAAGGGAUAUGUAAGGUAUCCACCUGACAAAGGUUUAGAUCAAAAGGUCUCUGGGCCCACUUAUAGUGGGCGAGCCAAGGCGUGAUUUUAUUUUGCUCCCUAAUUGGGGAGCCCCAAGACAGCUGCCUGUGCUGCCAUAAGGUAGUGUUAGCCUUGUUGUCACCCAGUGUGGUCUGUAACCCAUCUUGUAAACCCUGGCUGCCAGAUGGGUUCUUACUGUAAAGAUAAGGAUUACUAGCUUGAUCAUGUGGUCUACGCCACUCUUACUGGUGGGUGUGGACUGUGUAGUAUAACAGUAGGUCUCAUGGAGCCCAUCAAGCUAAGUUUAUGCAUGCUAACUCAAUCACAGUAAUGAACCUGUGGCUUUGAGGAGUUUUCUCCCCCCUUAAUUCUUUCCUGUAUUUUACAUUCUUUCCAACUGUUUUUAUGUUUUACAUUCAAAGUUGGUGACUCACUGUUUUGAUGACAUGUUCUAAUCAGCCAAUUACCUCUAAAAUUUCCAGUAUAACAUUAAAGUCUUUAUAUAUAUAUAUAUAUAUAUAUAUAUAUAAAUAUAUAUAUAUAUACAUACAUAUAUUUACAUCCCUAUAGACUGUAAGCUCGUUUGAACCUAUUGUUCCUGUAAGUUUUCUUGUAAUUGUCCUAUUUAUAGCUAAAUCCCCCCUCUUAUAAUAUUGUAAAGUGCUACGGAAUCUGUUGGCGAUAUAUAAAUGGCAAUAAUAAUAAUAAUCUUGAGAGCUAGAGCAGCAGAAGCAGUUGAGUGUUUUAAUUUCUAUUGCUAUUUUGAUUUUUUGUUUUCUUUUCGGGUGGGUGUGGGUGUGGGUGUGUGUGUGUGUGUGUGUGUGGGGGUUAUAGUGAUCAAUCCUCUCUCUGCUAAUCAUAAUGAGGUUGCUAAAUUUGUCAAGAAGCCAUGUGCUUGAUUUCCUCCAAAUUACUAUUUGAUGCCAUAUCUUAAAACCAGAACACCAUUUACUGUGCAUCCUGUCAUUACCAGCAUUCUGCUCUGCUAGCCAAGUCACUUAUCACUGUUAUGAGCUUCAGGAUGCAAAUUGUUGUAAUGAUUUCCAUUUAUAGCUGCACAUAUAAGGAGGGAUACUGUAUUGUUGUUCUUAACAUUGUAACGUGUAUUUAUAUUAUUUACCUGGAAUUGAAUGUGCACCUACUUUUCCCUUAUGAGGCACAAAUCUUGGCACAACCACAUUUACCUUUAUGUUUAAUAUAUAUUAAAUGUAUACCUUUUCAAUGUGUUAUUUAACCAAUACACCUAAUAUAAAAUAACACACAAAUGGAUACACUGCAUCACAGUGGAGAGAGAUUCAUUUCAUAUAUGUAAAACAAAAUGCAUGUGAACCAAAUGGAACACUUUAAUGUUAAAACCAGAUAUAUUUAUUUUUAAUGUUUAGAUUGUUCCUUGGUGUAUUCAGGACCCCAUGCCCCCCUUUUAAGGGUAAAACAAAAUAAACUCGCCAUAAACAAAUUAUCUAGUUUUAAUAUAAAUUGUUUUUGCAAUCUCCUCAUCUCCUUUUCCAUUAAGUAUUAAUUUAAGAAUCAUAACUACUACAGCAUUGCCCUGUUUCCCUGGGUCUUGUUGGAAUAUGCACAGAAUUGACAUUAGCCAGUCUGAAAAUCUGGCUCAGGCUGGCUAAUUUCGCCCCCAUGACACUGCUGGAAGUAGAAUUACAUUUCCAGUAGCAGAGGGGUUAAACUAUGUAUGCUUAGCGUAUCAAUGCGAGACGCUGCAUGUACAGGCACCAUGUCCACUUUAAAUCAUGUGAAGUGGCUAUGGUGUUUGGAGUAACUUUACAUUUCUUGUCAUUGACUGAAACCUAGAUCUCUCCCCUGACACACUACAUUUGCCCUCCUAUCAUACAGUUGGUUGUAGGUCUAGCCAUGCUAAGCAUGGUGGUGUGGGUUUUUUGCUAUUCCUUCUAUCCUUUGCCACUUGUCCCUCACUCUACUUUUCCUCUUUUGACGUCCACUCCCACAGUCUUUUCAAUCCUCUCUCAGCCUGUGUUGCCAACAUCUCUACUAACAUCUAUAUUAACCAACUGAACAACUAAAUAACCUCUGGAUUUCUAUCACCUCCUAUGUUUUCCUCAUGCAAUGGACUAACUCCCCUACACACAUAUAGUUUUCCAGUCUUUUCUUUGUCUAUAAAAUAUCUGACAUAAAUAUUCUUCUGUCUGAUCACUGUCUUCUAAUCUCCACUGUCAACAUCUUAAAUUUAGUUAGUCUCGGAUAAUUAGAAAUCUAAGCUUCCUUGAUCUACGUCACUUCUCUUUCUUUCUCUAGUAUCCCCCUCCUCUUUCAACUCUCCCCUGUCCCACUUAAGCUUCUUAUACUACAAUUUUGUCUUGUCUACAGCUCUAGCCAUAGCUGCACCAGUUCAAGCUCCCUCUAAGCACCAGCCACUCCUUCAACCCUGACACAGCAAGCUCACCUGCAAUCACUAACGAUUACUGCAGAACAUUGUUGGAGUUAAAUCUAACACCACACUGACUUCUUAAAUCACAAAUUCAUGCUGCAAUCCUAUACUGGAUAUCAAAAGGGCCUACUGAUAUAUUUUAUUUACAAUGAUUGUAAUAUGUUAAAAAUGACUUACAAGUAGGUAAUAUGGUCAUAAUUCAAUUUACCAAGUGUAAAACAUAGUUACAUAGUUAUAUAGCUGAAAAGAGACUUGUGUCCAUCAAGUUAAGCCUUCCUCACAUUUGUAUUUUGCUGUUAAUCCAAAAGAAGGAAAAAACCCAGUUUGAAGCACUUCCAAAUUUGCAACAAACUAGGAAAAAAUUAAUUAUUGACCCUAGAAUGGCAGUCAGAUUUAUCCUUGAAACAAGCAGCUAUUACCCUACAUUGAAAAAUUAGAUCCUUGAAUAAUCUGUUUUUGCAAGAAUGCAUUUAGUUGCUGUUUAAACAUCUGUAUGGACUUUGAUAAAACCACUUCUUCAGGCAGAGAAUUCUACAUCCUUAUUGUUCUUACAGUAAAAAAAAAACUUUCCUUUGCCUUAGAGGAAAUUUUCUUUCUUCCAAUCUAAAAGCAUGGCCUCGUGUCCUAUGUAAAGUCCGGUUUGUGAAUAGAUUUCCACACAAUGGUUUGUAUUAGACCCGAAUAUAUUUGUAUAAUGUUAUAUCCCAUCUCAGGCGAUGUUUUUCUAAACUAAAGAGGUUUAAAUUUGUUAACCUUUCUUCAUAGCUGAUAUGUUCCAUUCCUUUUAUUAAUUUUGUAGCCCGCUUCUGCACUUUUUCUAGUGCCAUAAUAUCCUUCUUUAGAAAAGGUGCCUAAAAUUGCACGGCAUAUUCAAUAUGUGGUCUUACCAGUGAUUUAUAAAGAGGCAAAAUGAUAUUCUCAUCCUGAGAAUGAAUGCCCUUUUUCAUGCAUGACAACACCUUACUGGCCUUAGCCACUGCUGAUUGACAUUCCACAUUGGUGAAUAGUUUGUUAUCUAGAACAAUCCCCAAGUCCUUUUCGUGAAUCCCCAAGUUCUUUUCACAUGGUGGAAUAAAGAUGAAAAUAAACCAUCUGCAUCACACCAGUGGCAGAAAAUCAAUUUUAAAAUAGUGCACAACCUGUAUCAACUGACAUCGUCCUCAAAAUGCAUAUGUCCUUCUGCUGCUGAUGGACCAUUGGCUUUUAAGAUGUUUAAUUUAGUUUGGUAUUUGUGUUUUUAGUUCUGUGAACGCUUACUUGAUCAUCUUCACUUCUGUAAUUUAAAUAUUUUCUGUCUUGCAGACUCUCCCCGUCACUUUUGGUGGUACCACCUAAUCUGCUGGUUUCUAAGUGCUACCGGAGUGAUCUGUAUUUUAGUUGCUCGUGAACACUACACAGUCGAUGUUGUAGUUGCAUAUUUUGUCACCACAAGACUGUUUUGGUGGUAUCAUGCAAUAGCUAAUGAAAAGGUAAGAGAUUAGAAAAUCCUGUCUUCACACAAAACUGUCUAUUAAAUUUUUAAGUAUGGUAGCUAACAAAUAUAAGUCAAAUGAUCAUCACAUGUCAAUUUAAGGACGCACACACUGUGCCUUCGAUUUGACCUAUCAAGGUCUUGUGAGUGCUCUUAUUGAGAUAUCUGGAACACAACUGGAUGAAAGACAGGUAGAAAGGGAAUUAAAGGGAUAUUAUAGUGCCCUCUGGUCCCUACUUCCCUCACACCUCCCCCUCUCCCCCGCCCCCAGGAACAUAAAGGGUUUUAAAAAAAAAACUUUAUUUACUCGCCAAUUGUCAUCCGAUGGGUGGACCUAAUGGCAUGGUCGUCGAACUCAGUAGGCCCUCCCCAUAGGAAAGCAUUGCCCCCCCUCAGGGUCCCACUCUCGCCGGGCUGAGGGGGGAGGAAGGGGUUAAACUCUUACCUUACUCCAGCGCCGGGCUCCCUCAGUGCUGGGGAACUCUCCUCCAUCUUCCGACGUGAGCAAGAGCCGCGUGCGCAUUCAAUCAGUCCAUAGGAAAGCAUUUCUCAAUGCUUUCCUAUGGACAUCCGCGUCUUCUCACUGUGAUUUUCACAGUGAGAAGCGCGGAAGCACCUCUAGCGGCUGUCAAUGAGACAGCCACUAGAGGCCGGGUUAACACUAGAGGGACCUGGCACCCAGACCACUUCAUUGAGCUGAAGUGGUCUGGGUGCCUAUAGUGGUCCUUUAUGUUGUGGAAAAUGGCAAGCAAAGAAGGACUUUGAAAAGUAAAGACAAACUUUUAUCUCAGAAAAGGUAUUGAGAGAUUAAUACGGAAAGCACACUUCAACUGAUAUAGAGAAAAGCACCAACAGCACACAGCUGGUUCCAAACAGUGCAGGCCAUGAACUUCAAUUGAUAACACAGUAGUCGAUCAGGAACUCAGAGUGUUUUAGGUUCAUGGUGGAUGGAAUAACGGUACCUAAAGCACCCUUCCAAUACCUGGCAAUAACUGUGGAAAUAAUUAUUUUAAUCAGCUAAUUAAAAUCAUUUAUUUAUUUAUAAUGUUGUCCUUUAAAGGACCACUAUAGUGCCCUGAGGGUGGCCCCACCCUCAGGGUCCCACUCCCGUGGUGCUGAAGGGCGAGGAAGGGGUUAAUCCCUUACCUUUUUUCCAGCGCCGGGCUCCCUCAGCGCUGGGACUCUCCUUCCUCUUCUGACGUCCCUGGCUCUAAAAUCUGUUUAGCUGCAUGCUUUUUAGAUGAGAUUUUUCCACUGAAUAAUUAAGUAGGUAGAGAUGUAUUUUGUUUGUUUAGUUUGUGAAUGUCAGUGAAUCAGAUGUUCUAUGCAAACCAGUUUAUGAUUUGUGCUCAUUGUAUGCUAACUUUAUUCAGGGUCUGUAAUGCAAUUGAUAUUUUUUGAUUAUAUUAUGGGUAAGAGGAAAUUAAUAUGUAAUAAACAAUGUCUUAAAAGGAAUUUAGCUCUAUCAAUAGAGAACUACUAAAAGAACAGAUUACUGUGCAAAACAUGUGAUAUUACACCAUAGCUACAGAGCUUUGGCAAAAGAUGAAACUUCUAUUCCUGCUGACUGUUAAGUCUGAAAAAUUAAUGUUUUAAUCAUCAUGAUGAUUGCCAGUAUAAUGUAGUACUCUGAAUAAAAGUUCAUAUACUUGAGAAUCUGUUAGUGUCAUCUUUCAAAAUAUGCUAGGUAAGUUUUCAUAUAGCAUAAUAUGCAGACAUGACUCAACAGUAGGUAGCAGGUGUAUCCCUGUUUCUUUUAAAUAUCAGUGUGCAAUUAUACCACUCAUGUAGCAUAGUGUCCUGUCUAACUGGCACCUCCAGCAUUUCACAUUGUCUGUGCCAGUGAUACGAGUUAACCAAGCUAGAACUGUAUACCACCUGUAUGCUAUUUGACGUAUAAUUUCUAUGUGUGAUGCACAGAAUGUAAGCCCCUUAUGGAUUUAAAACACAUUUAUCCAUCUGUCUGAAGCAAUAAUGCACCCUAAUUCUUUGUGCUAUGCCGGGACAAAUCUGUGAGGCUGCAGAGACGCCCCCCCCCCUUCACAUAUCCAUAGAAAUAGAGAGUACUUUAACAACCAGUAUGUUUAACACAUUUUCUCCAAAAUGGACAGCUGUCCAAUCAGCUCUUGGAGGCUGGCUAUUUAGGAGCUUAAGAAUUGCAAAUAAGAGUGCAUACAGGGACCGCAGUUUUCGAAAGGGAAUAAUCUUCCCAUCUUUGAACACCUGAUACAUGGACCUUACCCCUCCCAUCUCCCACAGUUCGUAAUACAAGGAUAAUGAGAGAACACCCCGUAUAUAACUGAUUUGCCGUAGACCACAAUGAAGAUUUACAAUAGUUGGCAACCAAUUGCGCAGAACUAUUUUCGUGGAUUGUAGUAACAUGUUUGGGAAGGAUGGUCUUAAAUGGCCCCCCUACAGAGCCCUUCUAUAGUAGUCUUUAAUGUGUGGUAAGCCCAGGGCACCCUCGGAAGCCGGUUUGUGCAAAAUAUUGGCAGCUACUCUGGAUUUUUUAUUCUGUCAAACAAAGGUUGUAAAGUCCCUCAAAUUCGAUUUGAACAUGUAAAUGCAAAUUUCAAAAAAGAUAUCGGAUAUCUUAAGAAAAGGGGCCAUUUUUAAAGCUGUGAUUCGACUGGUCCAGGAUUAAAACUUUCCCUCCAAAGUCUUAAAGGGACAUUCCACUGACUAAAUACUGUUUAGUAGGUAUACCCCAAAUGAAAUCUUGCAUGCAUUUAAUAAUGCAUUUUUUCACUGUAGUUAUAUCUAAAAACCGCUUGCAAAAACUGCAGAUCUGUUGCCUGUGCAAGCCCUCCUCUCCUAACCUCACCCAGACUAUGUAACUGUUCAAUCACAGACUUCCCAGUGCAGCUCAAUGAGAAGUUUUUGCUAGGCAGAUGCUCUGGACAAUUGCUGCCUUUUGAGUUCAGUGCAAAUAAGCUAAGCAUACCAGGAAGUAACGGGGCCUGUUGUCUGCUUAAUUGUUAAUUUCUAGUGAAAUCUGCACUAUUUCGAAAAUAUAAAAGAGGACACACUUUUCACACAUGUGCUAUUUGCUUGAAGGCAUUUGUGUAAAUUUGGUUAGGAAAUCAAGGGAUGUGUUAGAAUAAGCAAUGCAUUGUCAGCAAAUAGAUUGACCCCAAAUUCCCUGUCUCCUAGUCUAAUUCCUCAAACAUCUGGGUUUGCUCUUAUGGAGAAACAGUGAAACAGAUAGCCAGCAUAGGCGUGUGCAGCCUAUUGCUUUAGGGUGCAUUAGGGUGUGCACCCUAAAGCACAAACACACGCCGGAUGUGUAUAUAUGUAUAUAUAUAUAUAUAUAUAUAUAUAUAUAUAUAAAAUAAACAAUACACAAAAGCAUGUUAAGGUGAUUGGCCACCCCCCAUGUUUUAUAUAUAUAUAUAUAUAUAUAUAUAUAUAUAUGUAUAUAUAUGUAUGUGUAUACAAAACAACAAUAAUUCCUGCACUCCAACCCAAAAAAUGUUGAUACCUGGUGCUCUGGUUGCAAAAUUAAUAAAUCCAAACCCUCACACACACAGUACACACACACACACACACACACACACACAAACAGCACCCUCACAAAUACACAACACACACAUCACACAAACGGCACCAUUACACACACAUCACACAGCACAGUAACAGGACCCUAACAAACACACACACACAAACACCCUCACACACAGCACACUAACAGCACCCUCACACAUAAACAGCACCCACACAAACACCCUCACCCACAUAGCACACUAACAGCACCCUCACACACACACAUCACACUAACAGCACCCUCACACACACUAACAGCACACACAGCAGUGUAUGUGUGUAUAUAUAUAUAUAUGUAUAUAUAUAUACACACAUAUAUAAAUCCAAAAAAUUACCGGCACUCACGGUUUUCUCAAUCCAAACAAAUUCUCUUUAUUUUCUCUUUAUUCCAAAUCCACCAUCAGAUGGUGGAUUUGGAAUAAAGAGAAAUUGUUUGGAUUGAGAAAACCGUGAGUGCCGGUAAUUUUUUGGAUUUAUAUAUGUGUGUAUAUAUAUAUAUAUACAUAUAUAUAUACAGGGAGUGCAGAAUUAUUAGGCAAGUUGUAUUUUUGAGGAUUAAUUUUAUUAUUGAACAACAACCAUGUUUUCAAUGAACCCAAAAAACUCAUUAAUAUCAAAGCUGAAUAUUUUUGGAAGUAGUUUUUAGUUUGUUUUUAGUUAUAGCUAUGUUAGGGGAUAUCUGUGUGUGCAGGUGACUAUUACUGUGCAUAAUUAUUAGGCAACUUAACAAAAAACAAAUAUAUACCCAUUUCAAUUAUUUAUUAUUACCAGUGAAACCAAUAUAACAUCUCAACAUUCACAAAUAUACAUUUCUGACAUUCAAAAACAAAACAAAACAAAUCAGUGACCAAUAUAGCCACCUUUCUUUGCAAGGACACUCAAAAGCCUGCCAUCCAUGGAUUCUGUCAGUGUUUUGAUCUGUUCACCAUCAACAUUGCGUGCAGCAGCAACCACAGCCUCCCAGACACUGUUCAGAGAGGUGUACUGUUUUCCCUCCUUGUAAAUCUCACAUUUGAUGAUGGACCACAGGUUCUCAAUGGGGUUCAGAUCAGGUGAACAAGGAGGCCAUGUCAUUAGAUUUUCUUCUUUUAUACCCUUUCUUGCCAGCCACGCUGUGGAGUACUUGGACGCGUGUGAUGGAGCAUUGUCCUGCAUGAAAAUCAUGUUUUUCUUGAAGGAUGCAGACUUCUUCCUGUACCACUGCUUGAAGAAGGUGUCUUCCAGGAACUGGCAGUAGGACUGGGAGUUGAGCUUGACUCCAUCCUCAACCCGAAAAGGCCCCACAAGCUCAUCUUUGAUGAUACCAGCCCAAACCAGUACUCCACCUCCACCUUGCUGGCGUCUGAGUCGGACUGGAGCUCUCUGCCCUUUACCAAUCCAGCCACGGGCCCAUCCAUCUGGCCCAUCAAGACUCACUCUCAUUUCAUCAGUCCAUAAAACCUUAGAAAAAUCAGUCUUGAGAUAUUUCUUGGCCCAGUCUUGACGUUUCAGCUUGUGUGUCUUGUUCAGUGGUGGUCGUCUUUCAGCCUUUCUUACCUUGGCCAUGUCUCUGAGUAUUGCACACCUUGUGCUUUUGGGCACUCCAGUGAUGUUGCAGCUCUGAAAUAUGGCCAAACUGGUGGCAAGUGGCAUCGUGGCAGCUGCACGCUUGACUUUUCUCAGUUCAUGGGCAGUUAUUUUGCGCCUUGGUUUUUCCACACGCUUCUUGCGACCCUGUUGACUAUUUUGAAUGAAACGCUUGAUUGUUCGAUGAUCACGCUUCAGAAGCUUUGCAAUUUUAAGAGUGCUGCAUCCCUCUGCAAGAUAUCUCACUAUUUUUGACUUUUCUGAGCCUGUCAAGUCCUUCUUUUGACCCAUUUUGCCAAAGGAAAGGAAGUUGCCUAAUAAUUAUGCACACCUGAUAUAGGGUGUUGAUGUCAUUAGACCACACCCCUUCUCAUUACAGAGAUGCACAUCACCUAAUAUGCUUAAUUGGUAGUAGGCUUUCGAGCCUAUACAGCUUGGAGUAAGACAACAUGCAUAAAGAGGAUGAUGUGGUCAAAAUACUCAUUUGCCUAAUAAUUCUGCACUCCCUGUAUACACACAUACACUGCUGUGUGUGCUGUUAGUGUGUGUGAGGGUGCUGUUAGUGUGAUGUGUGUGUGUGAGGGUGCUGUUAGUGUGCUAUGUGGGUGAGGGUGUUUGUGUGGGUGCUGUUUAUGUGUGAGGGUGCUGUUAGUGUGCUGUGUGUGAGGGUGUUUGUGUGUGUGUGUUUGGGUCCUGUUACUGUGCUGUGUGUGUGUGAUGUGUGUGUAAUGGUGCCGUUUGUGUGAUGUGUGUGGGUGUUGUGUAUUUGUGAGGGUGCUGUUUGUGUGUGUGUGUGUGUGUGUGUGUGUACUGUGUGUGUGAGGGUGCUGUAUGUGUACUGUAUGUGUGUGGGUGCUGUUUGUGUGAGUGUGCUGUAUGUGUGUAGGUGCUGUGUGUGUGUGUGUGGGUGCUGUAUGUGUGUGUGUGUGCUGUAUGUUUGGAAGGAUUGUGGAGGUGGGGGCAGAUUAGUAAAUAUCCCCCCUCCCUUCUUACCGCGGCUGGUUCCCUUAUUUACCACUAUAAUGUCUUAAAGCAUAGAACUUAGUAGGGCUAACCAUACAAAUAUCUUAGCCAUAAUUUUAUAUAGUUAGUGUAAGAGAUCCUCUAUUUAACAUAUAUAAAUAAUUGAGAAUACAGUAUAAAAUAAGAAUUGUCUUGGAAGCAAUACAGUUUUGUCUUUUUGAUAUUUAUUUUAUAAAAAUAUAAAUAUAGACAUAAAAUCCAUAUAGCAGAGUUUCUAAGAUUAAACUAAAUGCUUGCAAAUAUCAUUAAUAGGUUAACAUACCCUUCUGAAGAUGUCAUCAUGUCAGCCUCUCUGUCAUUUUAAGAUGGAGCAGCGUCUGUCUCAAAGUCUCUCCUCUGUUUUUUAACAUUUUAAAAGUACACCUAUUUAUACCAUAGGUGUCUUCAUUUUAGGGUCUCUGUAGUUCAUAUAUGAAAAAGUAACACUUCUUUUACUUUAUUCAUUUUAGGAACUCCCUUAAUUUGGCAAGCAUACAAGGCCAUAACUAAAGGGUGCAUACGUCAUGGAAAUUUUCCUGACUUAGUUCAAGAUGGCAUCUUAAAGUCUGAAUAGGUUAUCUGUUGUUUAUACUAAGACGUAAGUGCACAGUCGUGUGAGAUUCCCGGAUUUGGGGAAGUUCCAUUAAAGGACCACUAUAGACACCCAGGCCACUUCAGCUUAAUAAAGUGGUCUGGGUGCCUGGUCCAGCUAGGGUUAACCCAUUUUUUUUUUAUAAACAUAGCAGUUUCAGAGAAACUGCUAUGUUUAUAAAUAGGUUAAUCCAGCAUCUAAAGCCUCUAGUGGCUGUUUCAUUGACAGCCGCUAGAGGCGUUUGCGUGCUUCUCACUGUGAAAAUCACAGUGAGAAGACGCAAGCAUCCAUAGGAAAGCACCAUCCCUGGUGGCUCCUGCCGUGCAUGCGCAUUCAGCCAAAGAGGAGGAGAGGAGGAGGAGAGCUCCCCGCCCGGCGCUGGAGAAAGAGGUAAGUUUAACCCCUUCCUGGCGGGAGGGGGACCCUGAGGGUGGGGAAACAAGUAUGUUUUCCUGGCACUAUAGUGGUCCUUUAACUUGAGGUUACCACAGUAUAUUGUGUACUGAAAGAGUCGUAGUAUAGCCUUGAAGCUUGUUUAUGCAUUAUUGUUAUUGUAAUUUGUCUGGGACAAAAUGGCGCAAACAUAUUAUGCACUGAGGUUAUUGCUUAAAGAAACAUCUAUGAAAACCAAUAUGUUCCAUUUCUAACACCUUGUCAAUUUGCAAUAUCUCUUAAAGACAAAGUACACAAUUUAAGAAAUACAACAUUUCAUUCUAAAACUUGCCCAUAACAAUGUAGGGAGGGGGGAUCUUUGCUGCCAUGUGCCAUCCCUGGUGGUCCAGUGGAGAGUGAACUCUAGCCUCCGGGGCUAGAGUUAACCCUUGCGAGAUCUGAGCGUUGCCGUGGUGUCUAGAGCUCCCCGGGUCCUCUCCUGCCUCCCUCCAUGCUGCUGUGGGCUGGUGAGAUAGAUCUCCCCGUCGGCCCAUGGAGGCUUAGAGCAGAGCCGGCACUCAGAUGUCGGCGGCACUGCGUGAGCAGACAGGGGAGAUCCGGAGACCUCCGGAGAAGUCCUGGGGAAUAAAGUGUGGGAACUCUCCCAAGAUUUCCACCCCCCAAAAAAAUAAUAUACACGUGUGUGUGUGUGUGUAUAUGUAUAUAUAUAUAUGCGCACACACACACUGACACACAUAUACAGACACACAUAUAUAUAUAUGCGUGCACACACAUACUCACACACCCACAUACAUUCACAGACACACACACACAUUCACAGACACACACACUCAUACGCUCACAGACACACACUCACAGACACACACACAUACACUCACAGACACACAUACUAACAGACACACACACACACACUCACAGACACACACACAUACAUUCACAGACACACACACAUACAAAUUAUUAUUUUUUAAUUAAAAAAUGUCCACCCAGCCUCCCUAUCUCCCCCUGGGGUCCAGUGGGUCGGGUGCCUGUCUCUAGAUCAGAUGCGGUGAGGGAGCUGUGUCCUCUUUGCUCCCUCUCGCCACGCAGGCUGUCUACAGUAGCUGGGAGCCGGAAUAUGACGGCUCCCAGCAUCAGCGGUGCGAGGGAGCGUAGUGGACACAGCUCCCUCGCCGCGUCUGAUCUGGAGACAAGCACACGACCGAGGGGGGAACAAGGGUGGGAGGAAGGGGGCAUUUGGGGGCGCUGAGUGCCUGCAGGAACAGCGUUCCUGCUCAAAAAAGUGCAGGAACACUGUUCCUGCAGGACUCAAUCCAUAGGCGUGCAGCGGGGAUUAUGGUGUGCCCAGGCACACCCGGCACACCCCGUGUGCACGCCUAUGAUAGCCAGGGAAUCAUGGGAGUUGUAGUUUAGCAACAUCUGGGGGCCGCAGGUUGGACAGCCCUGCUAUAAACUGCUGACCUAUACCUGCCCGGAAACUUAAACUUAACCACGACCACCUUUAAAAAUCACAUUCAAAUGCUUUUUCAGCAGAGUGAUGGCGACACUCCAUCUUCUCCUGAGCAUUAUAAACUGUACAUUAGGUCCAAGAUUUUCCUGGUGGUAUCCCGUCUUCUUCUUAUAAACCCCAUUUGGUCACUAUGUAUUAAGUGUAAAAGGAUAUCAUAAAGUCUAUCAGCAUAUAUUUUAGCUCAGAUUUAUACAUCUGUGUUUAACUGAAAAAUAGGCAAACAUUUUGGCUUGGUCUUGUGUUAAUGUCGGCAAGGCAAUAUUUUAAGUAGGGUUUAGUACCUUUAUGUGUUGAUUAUGUAUUUGAUGUGUUUAAAUUGUACAAUUUGGUAUAAUAUUGUGUGACUUUGUAACUUAUGUCAGCAGGUGCUAUAACUUUUUGUCCUAUGGGGGAAAGGAGUUAAACAUUUUUCAAUUGUACCAGUUUGUCUUUAAACUUUCUGCUAAAACCAUUCUCAGCCCUGUUACCAUGUUCAAACUGCUGAGCUUUCAGUCUUUUCAAACAAAAACAGACUAUGUGCCGGCUGGUCGCAUUAAUCCAUUUCUUGAGCCCAAUGGUUUUCUCUUUUAGCUCAGAAGAAGAAGCUAUUUGAUUACUUCUCCUAAGAUCAUACAGUUGUUUGUGCCAAUCCUGUGACUUUUAUUGGUAUUGUUUUUUUAAGCAUAGAUGCUCUCUGGAUUUGAAGUUCCCAGAUUAUGUGUGCUGAGACUCCAGAGUCUUUAUUAAGCUUGAAGUAAAGUGCUAUUUUAUUUUGCAAUGUGUCAGAAAAGCCUGUGUCAUAUCCUCCAUGGACUGCGGCCCUGUCAAUCGUACUAGUCCUUUAAUGACAGGAGUACAAGAGCAUGGUCUGACUAUGAUACCAAACCAAUCGAACAGUUUAACAUCUGUGAUAAAUGUGAGCCUCGCGUAAAGUAUCCAUAUAUUCUGGAAUAGGUUUUAUAGACUUGAGAGAAACAGGUGUAUUCUCUUACACCUUUAAGUGAACUCCAUACAUCGUGUUGAAGCAAUAGUUUUGAAAAAAGCCCUACAUUGUGUUUUAAGAGUGCGGGCUGUUCCUUUAAUUGUGUAAUUAUAAAUGUCAGAAGCGAAGGUUCCAUCUUUAAAGCUUGUAAUACAAUGGCAUGUGUAAGCAAGAAUCUAGAAGUAAUGAUCCUGAUAUUAGACUGUAAUAACUCCUUCCUCAGUGGUGAUAUUAAAACCUCCCUAUCAUGUCUGUAUUUUCCCCCUAUUCUCAUUAUACUGAUGGUACAUGAACCAUAUAUUGCAAGAUGUCUUAAUAUUGUUAUUUUGUUUGUUUAUUUUUUACUCUUUAGGCAUUAAAGUCUUCAUCACCUACAAACUUCCUUUCUCGAGUUUGGUGGUUUCCAGUGUUUUCCUUCUUCGAGAAGAACGUCCAAGCCAGUAUCCCAUGUUGCUUUUCCUGGCCGAUCACCUGGCCUCCUAGCUGCUUUAAAUCUUCGUGUAAAACAUAUUCAAGGGUUCAAAAGACAGGAGAGGACAAUGAAAAAUCUACCUGA